Molecule: messenger RNA, 48481 nt
Organism: Prorocentrum cordatum
Lineage: Eukaryota; Dinophyceae; Prorocentrales; Prorocentraceae
Source: the annotation of a GenBank genome assembly
CUGGGUGGUUCCAGAGCGGUGCGGCGCGGCAGCGCCCCUUUGACAUUUGACAGGCGUUUAUCUACCGCCGCCGCAUCCCGCUCGUUCCCACAGUGUACUCGGUACACGUCAUUAGUUAGGUCGGCAUGGAGGGCCGCCGUCAGAAAGGUCGCAUGGCGGGCGAGGCUCGCUCGGACCUCGCGUCAAGUUCGUCCUCAUCGAAAUCGAAGGCGAAGUCAAAGCCUUCCGGCCUGAAGCGCUCCCAGGGCUCCUCUGGCUCGCAGUCGCAGCUUGCGGAGAUGGUCAACAAAUUGUCCGUCACCAGCGGGAGUGGCUCGGCAAGGAUGAUCAUGCGGGCCGCUCUGUGUUUGGGCAUGGGCAUGGCGCUCACAGCCAGCUACCACACCCCAUGGUUUUUAAUUCCCUUCGGGAUUUGGCUCGAGGGAGCGUCGCUGUCGUGGCUGUCGCUCAUCCAGAAGAGCUGCGCGGAGGGGCAUUUCUUCCCGUCGAAGCAGCUGAACCUCUGGGUCGGGCGCGUGCUCCGGUGGGAGGUGCACAUCGUGCUUGCCUUCGGCCUCUGGUUCGUCCAGGUUUGGACCUGGUGGUCGCUCCUAAAGUUUUGCCUCCUGCCCCUGCUGGUCAUGCAGGCCGCGCUGGCGACGACAGGGUCCCGGGAGGCGCUUGAGAAAUUCUCGAGCCAGGCCUCCGAACAGUCGUCGGGCACGGGCGUGAGGAGGAGCGCGUCGAUGUCGUCCCUCGAGCUGCUCUUCCCCGAGCUGGAGGGUGCAGCGGGACAGAUCAGCGACCUUUUAGAUGUCGCGCAGCAUGCAGACCCAUCCUCGAGGGUGCAGCAUGAAGGCGGAGAUGGCAGCGAUGACGACUGGCAAUUCGGGGUGGCACUGCAUUCGAUCCCCAUGUACCAGUUGCAGCGCCUCUCGAGAAAUCUUACCAGCGAGCUGGCGACGGUGCGCCGCUCGGCCUCCGGGACGAGCCUGGCUGGGAUGGCUGAGGCGGGUUCCGAGGAGAAUCUCCGGAAGUCGAUGCAGGCGUCGAAGUCCAAGUCAAAGUCUUCGAGAGCGAAGUCUGUGGAGCCCAGGACCCCAUGGGAUCGCUUGGUUCACACGGUUGGCAAGCCCGCGCGGUACUUGUUUCGCGAGAUGUGGUUGUGGAGCGAGGGCGACAUGGUGCUCUGGUUCGUCGUGGCGGUGUUCCUGCUGGAAGUGUACAUCGGGUUCAGGUACUUUGCCUGGGCGCCCCUGGCUUUUCUGUACCCGAUACUGGCCAGCUCCGCUGGCUCCCGCAAGGCCGCCGAGCUCCAGGAGGAGCUGGCGAUCCAUUUUGGCGUGGAGGGUAACAGCAUCGCGCGCAGACUGAACGUGCCCGUCUUUCUACAGGUUCUGACUUGCCACAACGGAGCUAUGUGGAUGUUGGGAGUAAUGCUGUUCUUCGGUGGUGUCGACCCGUGGACUGGGGCCAUACCGAAGUGGCAAACGUUUGCUUUUGGGGCCUUCUUGUGGGUCGUCUCGAUGGUGGGCGUUGUCGGCAGGAACCUCGUCUGGGCGUGCGGGUCGAUGGAGUUGACUUUGCCCCAGAAGGUGUCGCUCAUGCUGUGCUGCUCCGUCGCAAACCAAGGAAGCAUCUUCCGCUGGUCGCGCGACCACCGUGCCCACUUGAAGAAUCUGGGUACCAAGCUGGACCCGUACUACAGUGACCGGGGAAGUUUCUGGUCCUACAUGGGUUGGGUAAUCUUGCAGAAGACGCAGGACGCUCUGAAGGCUUCCAAGGAUGUCGAUGUGGCCGAUCUCGUGUUGGAUCAAGUCGUCAUGUUUCAAGCUGAUGUCGACGUGUGGUGGAAUUUGUCUCUCUGCCACGCGGUCCCAGCUUUCAUUACCAUGCUCUGGGGCGAGGAGCUGUUCCUCGGCUGGAUGAUCUGCGGGUGCACUCGCUACGUCCUCGCUCUGCACGCCAAUCUCCUCCUGGUCCAGUUCCAGCACCUCUGGGGCCCGACGACCGUCAAGGCAGAGCUGGGCCAGCUGGAGGCGCUGCCUCAGGAGACGCUGACCUUCGCUCGGCAGGUCUCCGAGGAGGCCGUGGAGACGCGGUCGCAGCCCAGCAUGUGGCGCUCCGACACCAGCCUGGACCUGACCCAAGGGGUGACGAAAAUCAUUGGUGAGAACUUGGAGAGCGAGGAUCAGCCUGACUCGAGCGGCCGCCCCCCACCGCUGAGCAAGCCCGAGGACUCGCAGCAGGAGGAUUCCGGCCCUGUCUUUGUGAAGUACAACGUCAAGCAGGAGGGGGAUGGCGACCCCUCGGUUGAGGUCAGGCUCGAGCCCCUCUGGCGCCGGAGCACGCUUGUUGACCUGGCCAAGGACUGCGUGGCUAAUAUCCUCGGCAUCAAAGCCGAUGCUGUAAAACCGGACCGACCUCUGAUGGACCUCGGAUUCGACUCCAGCGGCGCGCUCAAGCUGCGAGACAAAUUGCAGCGGCGCCUCAAGGUGGACCUUCCGCCAACGCUACUCUUCAACUUCCCCACCAUCAACGAGAUGGUGGACCAGGGCCUCUCCACGCUGGCGCCACGCCCGACUACCCCGGCGGCCACUGCGGUAGCAAGGGAGAGGGCUGCACACCACACGCCGGACCUCGCUGUCGUGUCGACCGCCUGUCAGAUCCCGUUCUCGUAUGGCACCAGUGGUUAUUGGGAGACGCUGUCGUCUCGGACGGAUGCCGUCGUGGAGGUGCCCUUGGCUCGCUGGGACAAUGAGCUCUACUACUCCUCCGAGCCGACGGAAGGCAAGACAUACUGCCGCCACGCAGGCUUCAUCGAAGGCGCCGAUCUCUUCGACACCUCCUUCUUCGGCAUGAGCAACGCAGAGGCCAGGGCGACCGACCCUCAGCAGCGGCUUCUGCUCCACACCGCGUACCAAGGACUCCAGGGCAACGGCUACGACAAGGCGACACUCGCAGGCUCGGAGCUCGGAGUGUUCGUCGCGCUCAGCAACUUGGACUGGUACCACAUGUCUCUUUCGAAGCCGAGUGUGUUCACGGGCCCAGGCGUGGCCAGCUCCAUCGCCGCGAACCGGGUGUCGUUCUCGUUCGGCCUCACCGGGCCGAGUAUGACGGUCGACACAGCUUGCUCAUCCUCCAUCUCGGCCAUGAGCGCGGCUAUGCACUGCCUCGUCGGCGGAGGGGCGGUGCACGAGGCGCUGGUGGCGGCGACAGAGCUGCUGCACGGCCCGAACUCGUUCGUGCUGCGCUCGGUGGCAGGCAUGCUCAGUGGAGCGGGUCGCUGCAAGACUUUCAACGCGACAGCGGACGGUUACAUCAGGGGCGAGGGUGCGGGUGCUGGUGUGAUCACGCACCUGCGAGACGCCGAAGAUGGCCGUUGCACAGUGCUGGCGGACGUGAAGAGCGCGGUCAUGAACCAGGACGGCAAGAGCGCGACGCUGACCGCCCCCAACGGCCCAGCGCAGGAGAAGGUCGUCUUGCAGGCGCUGCGCGAUGGCGGCGUGGACUCUGCCUCGGUGGCCGCCAUAGAGUGCCACGGCACAGGCACCGAGCUCGGCGACCCCAUCGAGGUCGGCGCGCUCAAGGCGGUCCUGGGCACGCCGUCCGCGCAUGCGCCUGAGCUCUAUCUCUGCGCGGGGAAGUCUAAUCACGGCCACUUGGAGGGCGCGGCGGGCUUUGCAGGUAUGCUCAAGGUCUGGACGUGCCUACAGCACCUGCAGGUCACCCCGAACGUCCACUACGCGGCGCUCAACCCGCACAUGAGCAUCGACAACUCUCGGCUCGUUGUCCCAGAGUCGGUCUCGGCGUUGCCCGAGAAGGGGACGAUCAUGGGUGUCUCAUCUUUUGGCUUCGGCGGCACCAACGCACACGCUAUGAUGGCGCAACCGAAAUCGAGCGGCCCACAGCAGCCUAUCGAGCACAAGAUCGCGUUCCUCUUUACUGGCAUGGGCUCUCAACAGGUCGACAUGGGCAAGCGCCUCUACAAGACGAACGAGGUCUUCCGGUCGGCGCUGGACCAGUGUCGGGACAUUUGCAAGGAUCUGUCUCUUCUGCAGGAGAAUUUGCUGGACGUCAUGUUCCCCGAGGACAGGGAGAUGGCGACCAAGCUCGAGACAACCUUGUAUUCGCAAGUGGCGAUCUUCUCCCUGGAGUACGCCCUCGGCAAGAUGUGGAGCGCCCAGGGCAUCGUCCCAUACGCGGUGAUGGGGCACAGCGUCGGCGAGUUCGCCGCGGCGGUGUACGCAGGAGUGAUGUCGGUGGAGGACGGCCUGCGCCUGAUGGCCGCCCGCGGCCACUUGACCGAGAAGCUGGUCGAUCAGGACGCUGGCUGCAUGACCUCGAUCUUCGCCUCCUGGGGCGUCGUCCAAGCUGCCAUCGAGCAGGCCGAUCUGAAGGGCGGCGUCGCCGUGAUUGCAGCCAUCAACGGCCCGUCCGCGACCAUGGUUUCUGGCACCAAGGCCGCUGUGGCCUCCGUAUGCGAGAACGUGAAGGCGAACCACGUCACCAUCAGCACUCGGCAUGCGUUCCACUCCCCGCUCCUGGAGCCGAUCUUGCCAGAGCUGCGCGAGGCGGUCGCGAGCUGCAAGCUGAGCCCCCCGACGGCCUGCAAGAUGGUCUCGAUACUGUCGGGCAGCGAGGAAAAGGACAAGUUUGCCACCGCGGCGCACUGGGUGGGGCAUGACGAGCCUCGCCCGAUGCUUUUCCUGCAGGGCAUGGAGACGCUUGAGAGGAUGGGGUGCACCGCCUUCGUGGAGAUCGGCCCGCAGCCCGUGCUCGUAAAGAUGGGCCGCCGUUGUGUGGGCGAGCGAGCGGACGGGUUCGAGUGGCUGGCAAGCAUCCAGCCGGGGCGUGACGACGUUCAGGAGGUGCUGCGCGUACGCAGGGCCCUCGGCGCCACUGCGGGUGCCGGGCCCUCCGAGCUGAAGCCCGUAGCCAUGCCGUGGCGUGCCCCGUUGCUGCAUCCGUUGCUGGGCGCACCUGUGCAGGAGGGCGGGGCCACGUCGUUCAGCUCUGACGCCCCGCUGAGCUCGGGCCCGGCCAUGCAGCUCUUCCAGCAGCACUGCGUGUUCGGGGAGGUCGUGCUGCCCGGCGCCAGCCACAUCCUCCUUGCGGCGGCUGCCCGCUUGGUGAUAUCUGGGGGCUUCUGCGCGGAGGUCACGGACGCGGUCUUCGAGCGCCCGUUCCUGGUACCAGAAGACGGUGGCGUACGGCUGCACUGCCGGGUGUCCGAGGAUGGCACAGAGGUCUCGAGCUCACCGAAGGAUGGCGACGUGACCGUCCACGCCCGCUUUGGACAGUCGAGGGUCAUUGGGCUCCCCGCCAGCGAGGCAGACCAUCUUCCGGAGAUGAGGAAAUUAUGUGGCGAGCCCUCGCCCGAUUGCAUCAAGGAUUUAUACGCAAGUUUCGACGAGCGUGGGUUGGGCUAUGGGCCGUCCUUCCAGGUGCUUCGAGAAUGCGCAUUUAGCAAGGACGGCGCUGUAGCGCGCCUGGGCCAUGAGACGACGCUCUGGGAGCGCUGCCUGCAGCUGCUGCACCCCGCGCUGCUCGACGGCGCGCUGCAGCUGCUGGUGGAGAGUGCGUCGCGCCAGUCGGAGACGCCCGCGACGUACCUGCCCUUCGCAGUCAAGCGCGCGGUCGUUGCGGCCAACUGCCCUUCGGGCGAGCUGUGGGCCACCGUGAGGAUCCUGGAGUCGACGGCUACGUCUCUCACAGCGAACGUGGAGGUUGUCAGCGCGGACGGGAAGCUCGCGUGCCGCUUGGAGGGCGCGAGCUGCCGCCGUGCCGAGGGCAAGCCCCAGGAGGCGGACGGCUCCGAGGGGUGCUUGUACAGCCGCGAGUGGAUCCCCGCGCCGCAGGUUGCCGGCGGCGCGCACGGCAAGGUGCUCGUUGUCAGCGGCCGCUCAGACGCCAUCCAGGCGGUGUUGGGACUCGACUCGGCCAAGUGCGCGGCGGCCGCCACCAUCGAGGACGCCCUGAAGAAGGUCGACGGCGAGUUGGCCACCAUCGUGCUGGAGGCCGCUGGUGAGCAGGUGGACGCGCUGGACAGCAUGCUGAGGCUAGUGCAGGCCGUCACGAGCACGGACGGCGACCUGCCCCGUGUGGUCCUUGUCACGACCAGUGCUCAAGCCGUGAAGGCUGGAGUGGACGUGGACCCGGAGCACUCCGGCAUCUGGGGCUUCGCGCGGGCGCUUCGGCUGGAGAUCACGAGCUUGCCGGUCACCUGCGUAGAUCUGUCGGGCGGCUCAGACGCGGGCGCCGUCACGAGCGCCUUGCUGGCGUCCGAGGCCGAGCUCGGCGUGCGCGGCGGCGAGGCGCUGACGUCGCGGCUGGCACGCAGCGACGUGGUCCCCAAGAGGCCCCUCCGCCUGCAGAUGGCUCGCCGCGGCAGCCUGCAGAAUCUGAGGCCGGUGCCCCAGACCGAGCGCAAGGCACCGUCUGCUGGCGACAUCGAGGUGCGGGUGAAGGCCAUUGGCCUGAAUUUCCGCGACGUCCUGAACGUGAUGGGCUUGUACCCCGGCGACCCGGGCGAGCCAGGCCUCGAUUGCUCUGGCACAGUGGUCAACAUGGGCGAGGGUCUCGAGAAGAACGAGCUCCGCUGCGGCGACACCUCUGUGGGCAUCGUGUGGGGCUGCCUGAAGACGUACGCGUCCACGAAAGCGCAGCUGCUGGUGCCGCAACCCGACACCUGGACCCCGGCCGAUGCGGCGGCGCUGCCCACGGUCUACACGACGGUGGACGUGGCCUUCCGGGAGUUGGCGAAGCUCAAAAAGGGCGAGCGCGUGCUUAUCCACGCGGCGACGGGCGGCGUUGGCCUCGUUGCCGUGCAAUACGCCCAGCGCAUGGGCGCGAUUGUGUACGCCACAGCAGGCAAAAAGGAGAAGCAGGACCACCUGCGCGGGCUCGGUGUGCAGUACAUCACCAGCUCUCGGAACGACGACGAGUUCGAGGCCGACAUGCUUAAGUUCCUCGGAAAGGAGAAGAUCGACGUCUGCCUCAACAGCAUGAGUCACCUCGGUUUCAUCCCACGCUCACUUCGCCUGCUCAAGAAGGGCGGUCGCUUCGUCGAGAUUGGGAAACGAGACGUUUGGACCGUGGAAGAGGUGAAGAAAGAGUUCCCUACGGUCGACUACCACCUGCUCGCCAUCGACUACGUCUGCGAGUUCGAGCCGGACAGGUACCAGGGGCUCCUCAAGCGACUCCAGAAUGAGCUCCAGGGCGGGUCCUGGAAGCCAUUGCCCGUGACGUGCUACGAGGGCCUGGAGACUGGAGUUGCCGCGAUGUCGUUCCUGCAGAGGGCAGCGCAGAUUGGCAAGGUGGUCCUUACAGCGCCGCCCCGCAUGGGGCUGAAGCCUGCGGCCGGCUACGUGCUCUCCGGCGGCAUGGGUGCGCUGGGUGUCGUCACGGCGCAGGCCAUGGCCGAGGAGGGCGCCAAGUGCAUGGUGCUCCUGUCCCGCAGCGGAAAAGCCGCCGCUGAGGUCGAGUCGCAAUGGAAGUGGUUGCAGGCCUCAAGCGCGGACGUCCUGGCAUGGAAGUGCGAUAUCGGCGACGCCAAGAGCGCUGAGUCGUUGAAGAAGCAACUGAAGGCGGACCUCAAAAACCCUGUGCACGGUGCCUUGCACCUUGCUGGCAUUCUCGACGACGCCCUCGUGCCUCAGCUGACCCGCGGCCACUUCGAGAGGGGCUUCGCGCCCAAGGUGGGCGGGGCGCGCCAUCUGCACAACGCGUUGGCGGGCGCGCCCCUGGAUUUCCUGGUCGUCUACUCCUCGACCGCGGCGUUGCUCGGCGCGGCGGGCCAGGCGAACUACUCAUCGGCCAACGCCUGCCUGGACGGGCUUGCCCAGCACUGGCGGCAUGAAGGGCAGCCGGCACAGAGCGUGCAAUGGGGCCCCUGGCUCUCCGUGGGCAUGGCCGCGCAGAACAACUCGUUCCAGCGCCUGAAGCUGGGUGGCAUCAGCAACGAGCUCGGGCUGUCAGUGCUGUCGGCCGCGCUCGACCCCGCCGCAGGCGGCCCCGUGCUGGGCUGCGCGCUGGUCCAGUGGCCUGGCUACCUGAAGCAGUUCCCCAACGUGCCAUCCUACUUCUCCAAGUUCAGGGGUUCCAGCGUUGCCGCGUCUGGUGGGCAGGCUGGCGCUGGCACUGGCGCCGAGGCCGCCACGAUGAGCCCCGAGAGCGUCGUGACGUGGAUCAGCUCGGUGGCCGCCGACGUCGUCGGCUCCGAGGUGGCGCUCGACGAGCCGCUCAUGGCAGCGGGCAUGGACUCUCUCUCCUCGGUGGAGUUCCGGAACCGGCUGUCCGCGGAGUGCAACUUCAUGAAGUUCCCGAACACACUCAUGUUCGACCACCCGACGCUGCGCGCAGUGUCCGCGCUGGUCACCGACUCUCUGGCGCCCAUUGCAGCCGACACGGCGGCGCCUGCGACCGCCGCCCCGAAGUCGGCGGGCGACAUGCGGGUUGUCUCCCGUGGGCUCGCGUGCAGGUUCCCUGGCGGCGACGGCGUCGAAGAGGGCUGGAGCCGAUGGGUGAAGAAGACGGACUCCGUCAUCGAGAUCCCUUAUAUGCGAUGGGACGUGCUCGAGUACUUCAACCCCGACCAGGACGCCGGCGGCAACUUCAUGUAUGCCCGGCACGGCGGCUUCGUCGAGGGCGCCGAGCUCUUCGACGCGCAGCACUUCGGCAUGUCCGGAGCAGAGGCCAAGACCAUCGACCCGCAGCAGCGCUUCUGCCUCGAGGUCGCCUUCUGGGCCUGCCACUCUGCAGGCGUGGACAAGGGCCAGCUGCUCGGCUCGAACACGGGGGUUUUCGUCGGCCAGUGCAACCACGACUGGGCCAAGUCCUCCACGGAGCGCGGGGCCAAUCCGUACACAGGUCCAGGCACCCACGGCUCGAUCACCUCCAAUCGCGUGUCUUACAGCCUCGGGCUGAGGGGGCCCAGCGCCUCGGUGGACACCGCGUGCUCCUCCUCGCUGGUGGCGCUGGAUAUUGCGGCGAACAAGGUGCAUGUGGACCUCCCUUUCGCGCUCUGCGUGGGCGUGCAGCUCAACCUCAUACCCGAGCCCUUCAUCGCAUUCAGCAAGGCCCGCAUGCUCUCGCCGGACGGCCGCUGCAAGACCUUCGACGACUCCGCCAACGGCUACGCGCGCGGCGAGGGUUGCGGCGCGCUGCACAUGGAAGCGGCGAGGAACCUCACGGACAGCACCCUGCCCGAGGUCGGUUCCACGAUGACUAACCAGGAUGGCCGCAGCUCCACCCUCACGGCGCCGAAUGGCCCCGCGCAGCAGGAGGUGGUGCGCAGGGCGCUGCAGCAAGCGGGCGUGGCGGCCUCCCUCGUGAACUACGUCGAGUGCCACGGGACUGGCACUGCGCUGGGCGACCCCAUCGAGGUUGGGGCGUUGAAGGGCGUCUUGAGCGCGGGCCGCAGCUCUCCCGUGGUGCUGGGCACGGUCAAGACCAACAUAGGGCAUCUCGAGGGCGCCGCGGGCAUCGCGGGCUUGGUCAAGUGCAUGCAGACUUUGGUGCACCGCGAGGCGCCCCCGAAUGUGCACUUCGGGAAGUUGAACCACACGAUCGAGCUGGACGAUUUCCAAGUGAUCGUCCCCACCUCCAUGACGCCCCUGGAGGGCACGGAUCUCUCCGCUGGCCUGUCGUCCUUCGGCUUUGGAGGCACCAACGCGCACGUGAUCUUCAAGCAUUCGACCCAGGCAACGAAGAAGGCUAGCACAACCGAGGGAGCUAGCGUGCGCCAAGUAGGCUUCCUGUUCACUGGUCAAGGCUCUCAGUACGUCGGCAUGGGCAAGCAGCUCUACGGGGCGGACGCCACAUUCCGCACGACGCUCGACGCGUGCGCAAAGCUGCUGGAUCCUUUGCUCAAGGUCCCACUGCUCGAGGUGAUGUUCGAGGAGAAAGCAGAGCAAAAGGGUCUCCUUGACCAGACCGAGUACUCGCAGCCAGCCAUAUUCUCGGUGGAGGUAUCCUUGGCGGCGAUGUGGAAGGCCAAGGGCGUCCAGCCAAGCGCGGUCCUGGGCCACAGCGUCGGCGAGUAUGCCGCUGCGGUCGCCACUGGCGUAAUGUCCCUCGAGGAUGCCGCGAGGCUCAUCGCCGCCCGAGGGCGCCUCAUCCAGGAAAAGUGUGAGGCCGGUGUCGGUGGCAUGGUAGCAGUCUUCGCGCCAGAGGAGGCAGUGAAUGAGGCGAUCGGGUCACUGACGAAGAAGGAGAAGCAGGACGUGGCGAUCGCUGGCGUAAACGGCCCCAAGCUGUGCGUGGUGUCCGGCAGGAGCAAGACGGUGACCAAGGUGGUCGAGGCCACUGGCGCUGGGAACAGGGCCCUGAACGUUUCGCACGGCUUCCACUCCCCCCUGAUGGCCCCGAUGUUGGCCGCGUUCAGGCAGGAGGUGUCCAAGGUCAAUCUUUCUGAGCCGAAGGGCUGCCGCUUCGUAUCCACGGUCACCGGCAAGGAGGUGUCGAAGGAGUUGAGCGACCCAGAGUACUGGGUGAACCACGUAGAGCGCACGGUGCGCUUCGCCGACGGCAUGGCCGCGUUGGAGGCCACCAGCUUGGACGUGUUCUUGGAAGUGGGGCCAGAACCCACGCUCGUGAAGAUGGGCAAGCGCUGCGUGCAGAGCGACAAGAGCUACGACUGGCUUUCCUCCCUGGAGGCUAGGGACGGCGCCGGCACAGACGAGCAGUCGGUGGCAGAGGCCGAGGCUGUGAUUCGCGGCGGACUGGCGCCCUUAAAGUACAAGAGGUCACCAUUCCCCUGGCGCGACGCUGGGCCACGAAUGUUGCGCAGGCGCGGUGGGAACGACAAGGAGGUGCACUUCGACGUCCCCGUGCGCUCGGACCUCUUCGCAGUGGCUGGGGAGCACGUCGUCUACAGUGAGAUCGUCGUGCCUGGCGUGGUGUUCGUGGAGAUGGCCACGGAGGCUACCAGGGCGCAUUUGGGCGACGGAGUUCAGCUGAGGGACGUGCAGAUGGUGUGGCCGCUGGUGGUGCCCAAAGACGGGGACUGCGACGACAAGCAGACCUGGAUGCGCCUGGCCAUCAUCGGCAACAAGAAGUUCGAACUCCGCAGCCAGGGCCCUGGCGACGACAAAUGGACCGUGCAUUGCGAGGGCAAGAUUACUAUCUCCUCCGAGACACCAGCACAGCCGGAGGACGAGGCGGUGGUCCGCGCGCGCUGUCCAGAGUCUGUGGAUUCUGCCAAGUUGUACCCCUUAGUGGACAGCACCGGGCUCUGGCUCGGACCCAAAUUCCAAGUCAUCAGUGGCAUGGUGCGGAGCAAGGACGAGAUCUCGUGCAGGAUGCAGUUGGCCCCAGACGUCACCAAUGUCGGCUACGUCAUCCACCCCUCGCUGUUCGAUGGCACGAUCCACGCAGUCUGUGCCACGAUGUUCGACCAGGACCCACCUUUCCUGAAAAUCUUCGCUGGCGUGGGCAAGGUUCAGGUGUUCUGCCGCGAGGCGCCCAAGAACGAGAGCGUCAUCUUGCACCUCCGCAUCGACGAACUUACGGAGCAGCAGCAGAUCUUCACGUGCACUGUGCACAACGAGGCUGGCGUUGUGCUUUGGGUGAUGGAGAAUGUAAUAUUCCGAAAGGUUCUACCCGAACAGAUCCAGAAGGCUCUGGAGGCGACCAAGAAGAAGGAGGACGUGAGUUUUUUCGACGCGCAGUGGAUGCCUGUCAAGGACGCAUCCGACGAGCUGGCCGCAGACAGCGGUACUUGGCUGGUCCUGGCUGAGGACAAGGAGCUGCUCGAGGAGAUGAGCAAGGCCUUGGGCAGCAGGCACACCUACGGCUCUGCGCUCAGCCUCCCCGACGACUUAUAUGGCUUCACCAAAAUCAUCAGCGUGGCCGCCGAAAAGGCGUCCCACGUGGACGUCCUAGAAGGCUCGGUCAAAGUCUUGCAGCGCGUGGUUGGCAUGGAGAAGACCGAGGAAAAGGCGCCACCAGAAGUUUUCUUCGUGCUGCAGGGCACGCAGGCGGCUGACGUCGCCGAUCUCAGCGGCGCACCUGUGCCCAUGCAUGCAGGAGUUUGGGGAAUGUCGCGCUGCCUGCGGCUCGAGCACCCCGACGCCUUGGCAGGAUGCAUCGAGUUGGGCGGCUGCGGCGGUGGUGCCGCCGACCUCGUGGCACGGCUGCGCGCCGUGCGGGUGCGGCAGGACGACCUACUAGAGCCAGAGAUCGUGUUACAGGGUGCGAGUUCGACGCCCACACAGUACGUCGCACGCCUGGCUGAGGUCACCGCGCAGUUCCCCGUCCAGGAGCAGCUCUCCUUCGACAAGGAGGGCUCAUACGCCGUCAGCGGCGGCACGGGCGGCCUCGGGCUGUUGUUCGGUCGCUGGAUGGCCGACCAUGGCGCGGGCCACUUGGCGCUGCUCUCGCGCAGCGGGAAGGCCCCUCCAGAGUCCUCGGCCAUGAUGGACCAGCUGCAGGCGCUGGGCGGCGUCACCGUCUCUGUCCAGAAGUGCGACGUGCAGGACGCGGCGGACGUGAAGGCGCUGUUCAAGAGCCUCAAAGGCGUCAAAGGCGUCAUCCACGCGGCGGGCGUUCUGGACGAUCACCUCAUCGUGGACUUGGAGAGGCAGCAUUUCGAGAAGGUGUUGAAGCCUAAGGUUGACGGCACUCUGAACUUGAGCGCUGCGCUGGAGAGCGCGGCGGGGCUGGAUUUCUUCGCUCUGUUUUCCUCCAUCGCCGCCAUGCUUGGCUCUCCGGGCCAGGCCAACUACUGCUCUGGCAACGCCUUUAUGGACUCAUACGCGCUCCACCGGCGCGCGCAGGGUCACUCCGCAGUGAGCGUCCAGUGGGGCCCUUGGGCCGAGGUGGGCAUGGCCGCGCGAGCGGGCACGUCAGAGACCAGCUAUCAGCGGAUCCCGCUCGCAGGCGGCCUCGCGGCCAUGGGCGCCAUCCUGGGUACGAGCGCGAGCGUGGUGGGCGUGGCCCGGGUCAACUGGUCAAACUUGCUGGCUGGCAUGGCCACGGUGCCUGCGUACCUGCAGAAUUUCAAGAGCUUCAAGAAGGCCGCAGUCGCCGCGGGCGCGAGCAUCUCGCGCGACCUAGUGUCAUCGACGAUCCAAGAUGUGUUGUGCGACGUGCUCGGGGACCCUGACCUGGCCGACUUCUCCGUGCCGUUGAUGGACAUGGGCUUGGACUCGCUGUCGGCCGUGGAAUUCCGGAACCGCGUGCAGGCGUCCUUCGACGGGUUGACGCUCACGGCGACGGUCAUGUUCGACUACCCUACCGUGGCCGACCUCAGCGAUUUCAUUGUGUCGCAGUUCGGCGGAGGCGGUGAGGAAGGCGGCGAGGGUGGUGCAGCUCGCGAGCUAAACGCACAGGAGGCGCUGGCGAUGCUCGGCGUGGCGUCGCGCUUCCCAGGCUGCAAGUCCAACACGGCUGACGAGUACUGGAGCAUGCUCAUCCAAGGCAAAGACAUGAUCUCCGAGGUGCCAAUCGAGCGCUGGGACGUCGACGAGUAUUACGACGAAGACCCCUCUGCCGCGGGCAAGAUGUACGCGCGCAACGGCGGCUUCAUUACAGGGCUCGGGGACUUCGACGCCAAGAUGUUCGGGAUCCUUGACCUGGAGGCCCAGUCGAUGGACCCACACCAGCGCAUCCUCCUUGAGGUCGUGUACGAAUCCCUGUGGCACUCAGGCUUCUCGAAGGACGAUGUUUCGAACAGCAACACAGGAUCCUUCAUCGGUUGCGCCACUCUCGGCGGCAUCAGCGUCCUCGACGACGACAUCGGGCCGUACACAAACAUCGGCUCCUUCCCCUCCGGGAAUUCUGGGCGCGUGUCGCACGCCCUUGGUCUUCGCGGGCCUUGCUUCACUAUCGACACCGCGUGUUCCGCCACGCUUGUGGCCUUGGACUGCGCAGCGCAGGCCUCCCGUCUGGGCAAGACUGACAAGUCCGUGGUCGCGGGGAGCAACUUGCAGCUAUGCCCCAAUACUUGGGUUGGCUUCUGCAAGAUGAGCGCGCUGUCCGUCGACGGGCGCUGCAAGACCUUCGACGCGUCCGCCAAUGGCUUCACCCGCAGCGAGGGUGCGGGAUCUUGCAUCACGGAGCUCGUGUCCACCACGGAGAGACGCGGCAAGGUGGCCGUGUGCCAGGUGAUCGGCACAUGCGUAAACCAGGACGGGCGCAGCGCAACGAUCACCGCGCCCAGUGGCCCAGCGCAGCAGCGCUGCAUCAAUUCCGCUCUCGCUGAUGCUUCUGUGGACGGUGAGGAGAUCAGCAUGGUCGAAGUACACGGCACGGGCACUGCGCUCGGGGACCCGAUCGAGAUCGGCGGGUUGAAGUCGACCGUCGGCAAGGGCCGGUCUGCCGGGGACCCUGUGAUCUUGGCAGCUGCCAAGUCCAUCAUCGGCCACGAAGAGGGUGCCGCCGGUAUCGCUGGCAUCGUGAAGAUGGUGGCCUCAAUGCAGCACAAGCAGAUACCAAAGAACUUGCAUUUGAAGCAACUCAACCCGAACAUCGAUCUGGACGGCUUCGCCGUGAUCAUGCCUGACAGCCUCAUCGACUGGAGACCCAACAACGUGAAGGCGGGCACCUCGUCUUACGGCUUCAGCGGCACCAACUCACACUCCAUCUUGGAAGGCCCGAAGCUCAAGGACGGCGAGGUGCUGUCGCUGGUCCGCGCCGAUCCGCUACCCUGGAACAAGACGCCCCACCGCCUCCUCGGGAUGGAGGCCAUGGCGAGGAAAUUCUGGUAUGCCCUGGAGUGGCGACCUCAGGAACUGACCGCGCAGGACGCGAAGGGGAUGCUGCCAUGCUUGGUCGUCGGCAACGGGGACGUGGCGCGCGCGCUCCAGAAGACGCUCGACUGCGACCUGGUGGAGAGUGGCGCAGGUUUGUCUGCGAAGCUGAAGGAGCAAGAGUGGGCGACGCUCGUCUUCGCCGAGGCACUCUCGGCCGACGACCCGACCCUGGAGGGCAGCACGCUGGCCGACCUCUUGGAGCUUUGCAAGGCUUCCAUGGGCACAGGCCGGUCGACGCGCCUGGCUGCUGUCACUAUUGGCGCACAGUCGGUUGCAGGCGGCAGCAUCGGCCGCGGAGUCGUCGGCUCAGCUAUCUGGGGCUUCGUGCGCACGUUGCCUUUCGAGGCCCCAGGCCUGAAAGUGCAGAGCAUCGACCUCUGCGACGUCUCCGACACGGACGCUGCCGCUCAGACGAUCGCGAAUGAGCUCAGCGUUUCCACGGCGGGCAUGGAAGCAGAGGUGGCUUACAUCGACGGCGUACGCAAGGUGCCCCGGCUCGCCACGUGCCCAGUGCCCCAGGGAAGCGCCGACAUCGCCCGGCCAGAGGCCACGCAGCUGGUCACGGGAGGCCUCGGCGGCCUUGGCCUCCUCUGCGCGCAGUCGCUGGCAGACCUUGGGUCGCAGAGCCUCGUGCUCGUGUCCAGGAAGGGCAGGGUGCCGGACGGCGAGGAGGCCGUCGCGGCCCUGCUGGAGAAUUUGAAGAAGUCCAGUGCCACCGUGCACGCGUGGGCCUGCGACGUGUCAGACGCCAAGCAGGUGAGCAGCCUGACCAAGCGGAUCGGCCAGGAGAUGCCCAGCAACCCUCUGGGCGGAGUCGUGCACUCCGCAGGGGUCCUCGACUUCAUCGACAUCCAAUCGCAGAGCCCAGAGAGGUGGGCACCCGUUUUCAAGGCGAAGGUGUCCGGGGCCUGGAACUUGCACGAGGCGACGGAGGGAACGAAGCUGAAUAAUUUCGUGCUCUUCUCCUCUGUGUCAGCUUUCGUCGGCCUCUCCCGCGGGACCAGCUACUCUUCCUCCAACGCGUACCUGGACGGCCUGGCCCUCUGGCGUCGUGCGCAGGGCCUCCCUGCCACGGCGCUGCAAUGGGGGCCUGUGGCAGAAGUGGGCAUGUCCUCUCGGGACUCUCACGGCAUCGCCGACUCGGCCCUGAAGCUGAUCAAGCCGUCGCAGGUCCAGAAAGCCUUCAGCCAGUCGCUCUUCGCUGGGAGCAUGCCUGCUUCGCUUGCCUUCGCGCGUGUGGAUUGGGGCCAAUUCCAGAAGGAGCUGGGCAUCCAGGUCCCUGUGCUCCAGGAUUACGACGGGGAGGAGAAGGUGGCUGGGGGCCCUGGAGGGGGCGUGCCCGACGCGUUCAAGGGCCUCUCUGCGGACCAGGUGCAGAGCCAGGUCAGCACGAUGGUCGCACAGAUCGCCUCGGGCGUGCUCGGUCUGGAGCUGGAGGAGCUGUCUCUGGACGCUCCGCUGAUGGAGGCUGGCCUGGACUCGCUGUCCUCGGUGGACUUCCGCAACCAGGUGGCGAAGAAGCUGCCAGGCCUCAAGAUGCCCAGCACGCUGAUGUUCGACUACCCCAACACUCGCGAAAUCGCCAGCUUCGCGGCCUCGAUGCUGGCGCCGGCCGACGCCGCCAGCGCACCGCUGGCCGCUGGCGCGCCAAGGGCGUCACUCACGGCCCCCGGCGGCGCCGCGGUCGCCGAGAGCACGGAGCCUGUGGGCAUCUGGUCUGGCGCCUACCGCUUCCCCGUGGACGGCACCAGCCUUGGUGAACUGUGGGCCGCACUCGACUCGCAACAUGACGGCGUGACCGAGAUCCCCUUCGACCGCUGGGACGUGGACGCUUACUACAGCGCCGACCAGGAGGAGCCCGGCAAGAUGUACGUCAGGCACGGCGGCUUCGUGAAGGACGCCGACAAGUUCGACGCCACCUUCUUUGGCCUCUCGAGUGCCGAGUCGAAGGUGAUGGACCCGCAGCAGCGGCUGCUUCUGGAGGUGAUCUACGCGGGGUUCCACAGCGCGGGCUUCCGAAAGGACAAGCUGUCGGGCACACGUGGGGCCAUCUGCGUGGGGCAGUGCAACAACGAUUGGGGCCACAUGGGUUUUUCGAUGGACGAGUCGGAGAAAAUCAGCGUGUACACAGGCUUGGCCGUGUCGACGUCCAUCUCCUCGAACCGCGUGUCCUACAUCCUUGGCCUGAAGGGCCCGAGUGCCACCAUCGACACGGCGUGCUCGUCGUCCUUGAUGGCGGCAGACGUGUUGGUUUCUAACCUGCGCCGGAGCAGGUGCUCGAUGGGCGCUGCCGCCGGCGUGAACCUUAACCUGACUCCCGGGCCAUUCAUCGCGUGUAGCAAGGCCCACAUGCUCUCCGAGGACGGCCGGUGCAUGACCUUCGACAACCGCGCCAACGGCUACGUGCGGGGCGAGGGUUGUGGCAUGGCGACGCUGGCACGCCUGGCCGACAUGGACGAGAGGGGUGACGCCUCGCUUGCCGUGAUCCACGGCGUCGGUGUGAACCAGGACGGCCGCAGCACGAGCCAGACGGCGCCGCACGGCCCCUCGCAGCAGGACGUGAUCAUGACCGCGGUCAACGAGGCGGGGCUGGACGCAGCCUCGAUCAAUGCCUCUGAGUGCCACGGCACAGGCACCGCACUGGGCGAUCCCAUCGAGGUCGGCGCUCUGAGGGGCUCCCUAGGCGUGGGACGGCAGGCAUCAAGCCCGCUCACCCUGUGCGCGGUGAAAACGAAUCUUGGCCACUUGGAGGGCGCCGCGGGCAUCGCUGGACUCCUGAAGGUGGCUCUGAUGCUUCCACGGCGCCUGGCGCCGCCGAACCUGCACUUCAAGGAGCUGAACGAGCACAUCGACCUCGACGACUUUCCCACCACGAUCCCAGCAAGCAGUACAGAGCGCAUUGCCGGCGAGACCCUCUCUUGCGGUUUGUCCUCUUUCGGCUUCGGCGGUACCAACGCCCACGUGGUGUCCCAGGAGUCUGCUGGUGCAGCACCAACGGCCCAGGAGGAGGUAGCAUACAAUCCGCAGUCGUUCGCGUGGCAGCAGGUGAAGCACCCAUUGCUGUCGAGACAGCAGAAGAUGCCCGACGGGAAGCAGGUGUUCGCAGCUCCCUUCUCUGGCCGGCUCUUCCAGCUAGUCUCGCAUCACAUCAUCUUCGGGGAGAUCGUGGUGCCGGGGGCCACGUAUCUCGAGAUGGUGUUGGCGUCAGGUGAGUUCCACCUUGGUGGCCGCGGCUUCCAGUGGCAUAUCCGCAACAUCGGUUUCCAGUCGCCACUGGUGCUGAAGACAGGACCAGACGGGCAGUUGGCCCGCCCAGUUGACCUCUACCUGGAGCUGCUGCCCGGGGGGCACUGGCUUAUGAGCAGCUUCGACCCUGCGCUCGGCAAGGUCCUUGCCGUCCACGCGGAGGGCGAGUUGGACAUCGGAAGGGAGGCAAGCACGCAGCCUGUACUGGACGUGGAGGGCGCGAAGGCGCGGUGCGACGAGGACGUGGCCAUCGAGAGGCUAUACCUGCCCUUCUCGAAGAUUGGCCUUCCGCUGCAGCCGCGCUUCAGGACCGUACGCAAGAUCCUCCGCGGCGACAACGAGGUGCUUGCCAAGGUCGAGGCCGAGAACGACGCCACGAAUGCUGGUUUCCUCUUCAACCCAGCCGUCAUCGAUGGGACUUUCCAGGGCAGCAUGGCUUUGAUGCUCGCGAGGCGCUCAACGGAGGUGGACGACCUGACCAGCCUGCGUAUUCCGCUGCUCUGCCAGGUGUUUACAAACUAUUCCCAAGGCUACCAGACUCACAUCUGGGUGAACCAUCGCCUGAUCGAGAUGACAGACCGCGAGAUCGCCGUGAACGCCCAGCUGAGCAAGGAGGAUGGAAAGGUGAUGCUCUCUUACGAACAAAUGCGAUUCCGCGAGGUGAGGCCGGAGCACAUCCAGAAGAUGUUGCAGCAGGCAACCGAAGAGGUCGAGGAAGACAUCUUGCAGCAGGAGUGGGUGCCCCUGGAGGCAAAGGGCGGCAAGCCAGGUCCGCUGGCCGGCAAGGUGGUUUUCAUUGGCGCCACGGCCCCUCUGGCCUCGGAGCUCGCGAAGCUCUUCAAGGGUGCCGAGUUCAUUGAGGAGUCCCUGUCUCUCAGCGCCGCAAGUGCUAAGAAGGUAACGUACGUUCAUGUGGGGGCCCUUUCGCAGCCUGCAGAGCUGGAGACGCUCACUUGCACAAUGGCCCUGUGCCAGGCGGCGAUGGCGGAGGCGGCCAAGGACUCGGAUCUUGCGCCCUCGGUGUGGUGGAUCACUCGCGCCACGCAGGCAUGCGGUGCCGACGGCAGCUUCACGCACGCUGGCAUGUGGGGCAUGGCGCGGACGGCGCGGAUGGAGGAGCGGUCUCUUCGCUUGCGCUGCUUGGACUUGGACGCGUCCACGAUCAACGACGCUCAGGCAGCACAGGUGCUGGCGAAUUGGCUGGGCGCCCUCACUGGCAGCGCUGCCCUCGACGCCGAGACAGAAGUCGCACUGCGACCGAGUGAGGACGGUGCGCUAAAGGCGUUGGUGUCACGCCUGGACCGCAGCAAGGUGCAGGUCCGGAAGGCCAUGCGCCUGCAGAUGUCUGCCCGCGGCAGCCUCGCCAACCUGCGGCCUGUGCCGCAGACGCACAGGCCUGCGCCGACCAACGAGGAGGUGGAGCUCCGCGUCCGAGCGGUCGGCCUGAAUUUCCGCGACGUGCUGAACGUCAUGGGCAUGUACCCAGGCGACCCUGGAAACCCUGGCGGCGAUUGCUCUGGCACGGUGACCAAGGUCGGAUCGGACGUCUCGGACUUGAAGCCCGGCAACGAUGUCUUCGGCAUCGCGUUCGGCAGCCUCCAGACGUAUUGCAACACGCACCACCACCUCGUGGUGGAGAUGCCGAGGGAGGGCUGGAGCUUCGAGCAGAUGGCCUCAUGGUCGGUCACCUUCGCUACUACGGAGGAGGCCUUCCAGGAGCUCGCUGCGGUGACCAAAGGGCAGCGAGUGUUGAUCCACGCUGCCACAGGCGGCGUCGGCCUCGUCGCCGUCCAGUUUGCGCAGCGCGUGGGGGCCACCAUCUACGCCACCGCUGGCAGCCCAAACAAAGUCGAUCAUCUCAAGGAGAUGGGAGUGAAGUACAUCACCACCAGCCGCGAUGACGAGGCCUUCGAGGAAGACAUGAAGCGGAUGAUGAAGGAGGACAAGUGCCAGGAUGGCAUCGAUUGCGUGCUGAACAGCUUGAGCCACAAGGAGUACAUCGGCCGCUCGCUGUCUAUGCUCAAGAAGCGCGGACGCUUCAUGGAGAUCGGCAAGCGGGGUAUCUGGAGCCAUGACGAGAUGAAGGAGAAGCGCCCAGACGUGCAAUACGAGAAGAUCGCGAUGGAUUGGGUGAUGGAACAUGAUCCAGCGCGGUACAAUGUACUCAUGCGGCGUCUGGUGACACAGAUGGAGCAGGGUUGGUGGAAGCCACUGCCCACCACCAUCUUUGAGGGCCUCACCUCUGGCGUGGACGCGCUCCGCUUUCUGCAGCGCGCGCAGCAGAUCGGCAAAGUCGUGUUGACCACGCCCUCACGAAUGGGGUGCGAACCAGACGGUUGCUACGUGCUCAGCGGAGGUGUCGGCGCAUUGGGAUUGGUCACCGCCCAGAUGAUGGCCGAAGAGGGUGCCAAGUCUCUCGUGCUCAUGUCGCGCAAGGGCGCAGUGGGCUCCGACUCGCAGGUGCAGUGGCAGCACCUCCAGAGUUUCGCCAUCGACAUUAAGCUGAAGGCCUGCGACAUCGGCAACAUGGACGACGUCCAGGUAUUUUCGGCUGGAUUGGCCUCGGAGCUCGCGAAGCAGACUCCCGCGGCGCGCGUGCGGGGCCUGGUGCACCUCGCGGCCGUGCUGGACGACGCUACGCUGCCGAAGCUUACCAGGGGACACCUCGAACGGGCCUUUGGCGCGAAGGUCUUCGGUUCUCGCCACCUCCAUUGCGCGCUCUCCAGCAAGAAGGACCCGUUGGAUUUCAUGGUGUUGUUCUCGUCCACCUCGGCGCUCCUGGGAUCACCGGGGCAGGCAAACUACACCGCGGCCAACGCCGCCCUGGACGCGCAGUCUUGGGUGUGGCAGCAGAGAGGCGAGAAGGCGUGGAGCGUACAGUGGGGCCCGUGGCGCGAGGCAGGCAUGGCCGCGCAGAAGGGCACCGUGGAGAGGCUGAAGUCGCAGGGUCUCGGCAGCAUCGGCAACGCUGUGGGCAUGGCGGCGCUCUGCUGCGCGCUGGCCUCGGACUGCAGCGUCAUCGCCGCAUGCCCGGUCUACUGGGGCCAGUACCUGAAGCAGUUUGGGCAGGCUGUGCCGCCUUUCCUGGCGCGCUUCAAGAAGGAGGCCGGGGCCGGCGCACCUGGGGUCGCUGCAGCUACAGCGGGCGCCAGUGCCAGCCCAGGCAUCACCCCCCAGAUGAUGGGCCAGCUCGUGCUGAGCACCGCCGUGGAGGUCAUGGGCGUCGCUAGCGUUGACACCGAGGUGCCGCUCAUGGAAGCUGGCAUGGACUCGCUGGCGGCGGUCGAGUUCCGCAACCGCCUCUCGGGACAGCUGCCCGGGGUCAAACUGCCCAACACGCUCAUCUUCGAUUACCCGACCAUCACGGCCAUCAGCGGAUACGCGUCGACCCAGCUCGGGCCUGUAUCUGUUGGUGGCGGAGCCGCUGCGCCGACCAUCACACCGGAAGUGCUGAAUGAGAUGGUGCUCCAGACGGCGGCCGAGGUCAUGGGCACUGCCAGCGUCGACGCUGAGGUACCGCUCAUGGAGGCGGGCAUGGACUCCCUCGCGGCGGUGGAGUUCCGCAAUCGCUUGUCUGGGCAGCUGCCUGGAGUCAAACUGCCCAACACGCUCAUCUUCGACCACCCGACAGUCUCCGCCAUCGGCCGCUUCGCCUCCUCGCAACUCGCGCCGGCCGCUGGCGCGAAGGCGGCGGCUCCUCUGCAGGGCGCCGGCAGCCGCGUUCAGGUCCAGGUUCAAGGCCUCGCAUCCUCAUUCCCGGGCGGCCGGGACGGCGCCUACUGGGACGAUUUCGCCAGCCGCAGAGACGGCGUGGUGGAAGUCCCCUACACCCGCUUCGACAUAGACGCCUACUAUGAUUCUGACCCCGACACCCCCGGCAAGACAUACGCGAGGCACGGAGGCUUCGUCGACGGAGCCGAGCUCUUCGAUGCCGGGGCGUUCACGCUAUCGCCUGCAGAGGCCAAGGUGAUCGACCCACAGCAGAGGAUGAUUCUGGAGGUUGCUCAGAGAGCCUUUGCCUUCGCGGGCAGGGAGAAGGCCGGCAUGAUGGGCGCGGACAUCGGCGUCUUCGUAGGCCAGGCCCAGCACGAUUGGUUCGUCAUGACAAGCUCUGGCAGCUCCUUCAGCACCUACACCGGCACGGGCAUCAGCGCGUCGAUCUGCGCCAACCGCAUCUCCUACCUAUUCGGCGUGAAGGGCCCAAGCUUCGUGUGCGAUACGGCUUGCUCUUCUUCUCUGGUGGCUGCCGACGCCGCCCUCAGCUCGGUCCACAGGGGCACGAGCGAGGCCGCCCUCAUCGGGGGCACGCAGCUUAUUCUCGGGGUGGUGCCCUACAUCAGCUUCAGCAAGGCGAAGAUGCUUAGCGAGACCGGCCGGUGCAUGACGUUCGACGAGUCGGCGAAUGGCUAUUGCCGCGGCGAGGGCGUUGGCGCCGCAUUCGUGGGUCCCACGCCGGAGUCCCUGGCGCAAGUGGUCUGUGACCUUGCAGCCACCGCCACCAACCAGGACGGCCGCAGCGCCAGCCUCACGGCUCCGAACGGACCGUCGCAGCAGGCGGUCAUCCUCCGUGCGUUGUCCGAGGCUGGCAUUGAACCGAAGGACGUGGCCACCGUUGAGUGCCAUGGUACGGGCACAUCCCUGGGGGAUCCCAUCGAGGUGGACGCGCUGGCCAACACGCUCGGCAAGGACCGCAGCAAGAUGCUGGCGCUCACCUCCGCCAAGUCGAACAUCGGCCACCUGGAGGGCUCGGCCGGCAUGGCUGGCCUUGUGAAGGCCGCGUACAUGAUGCAAACUGGGAAGACGACCCCCAACCUGCACUUUCAGACGCUCAACUCGCACAUCGACCUCGAUGGCUUCCCGGCCUUCGUAGUGCAGGAGAUGUACGAGCUGGAGCCCGCAUUGGCGUCUGGCCUGUCCUCGUUUGGCUUCGGCGGCACCAACGCGCACGUGGUGCUCGCGAGCUCCUCGCCGCCGAGCGCGGCACCGACCACGGGCGCAGCCCAGGUGGAGUUCAAGCACACGCCGUUCCCCUGGAGGGACCCAGUCUACCGGAUGCUGCGCAAAAAGAUCAGUGAGGGCAAGGACACGCACUUCGAGGUGCCCUUCAAGGCGGACAUCUUCUGGGCAGUGGCAGAGCACGUCGCCUUUGACGAGAUCGUGGUGCCAGGCGUGGCCUACGUUGAGCAAGCCAUGGAGGCCACCAGGGUGCUCAUGGGCAACCAAGCCUACAUAAAGGACGUGCAGAUGACGUGGCCGCUCGUUAUCCCCAAGGACGCGUGGAAGGAUGGCACGACGCCCGUCUACCUCCGCUUCGCGCAGAUGGGCAGCGAUAAGUUCGAGAUCCGCAGCAGGCGCGGCGACAGCCCGGAGCAGAUGACCCACUGCGAAGGCAAGAUUGGUCGCGGAACCUCGGAGCCAGCGAUGCUCCCCUUGGACGACCUGAGGAGCAUGUGCGACACGGAGGUGCCCUCUGCGGACGUCUACGCUGCCGUGCACAAGGGCGGGCUCUACCUCGGCCCCAUGUUCCAAGUCUGCAAGCACAUGAUGCGGAGCAACGGUGCAAAGGGUGACGAGGUCCUCUGCCGUCUCGAGCACUCCACGGAGGAGGGGCACCUCCCAGUCAACAUGGGCUACUGGAUGCACCCGGGCAUGCUCGAUGGAACGAUCCACGUGCUCGGCUGCACAAUGGUUGGCUGGGAUGCCCCACUGAAGAUCUUCGCAGGCAUCGGCUCAUUGAAGUGCAAGCAACACAGGGACUUCUCUCGCGAGUCCGUCUACUGGGUGCACUUGCACCUCAUGGAGUUCUCCAUGACGCUCCAGACCUUCACGACCACGGUCGCUGACGAUGAGGGGAACAUCUUAUUCGUUGGAGACGACGUGUCGUUCCGCGCUGUGACACGGGAGCAGAUCCUCAAGGCGAUGGAGAGCCAGAUGCCCGAGGACGCCCAGAAGCUGUACCAGGUCGGUUGGACCGACGUGCCAGCCAGGAAAGACCAGGCCGAGGAAGAGGACGAGGUGAAGACCCUCGUCGUCGCUGAGGCUGGAGACUUCUUCGCACAGGUGGCGUCGGCUCUCGGAGACCAUGCCUCCUGUGUAGCGCCUUCGGCUGUAUCGCAGGACCAGCUCACCGAUUGCAGUAGGGUGAUCAGCCUGGCAGGGCUCUCGGAUGCGCCGUGCCUGGACGUCUUGGAUGUCGCGUUGAGCCUGAUGAAGGGGUUGGUCCACGCCAAGGACGACGCUCCGGAGCUGUGGUUUCUGACGCGGUCCGCUGUUGCCGUGGAGCAGAAAGACAUGGUGGACGCCCCGAUACCGACGCAUGCGGCACUAUGGGGCCUGGCGAGGUCCUUCCGUGCCGAGUACCCACAAUUCAAGGUGGCAUGCUUGGACCUUGAUGCCAGCUGCACGUCUGGCACGGUGGUCGCCGGUGUGGUUGGCGAGGUGGCCGGCCGCGUCGCCAAGACCUUCGAGCCCGAGUUGGCAUUGCACUCCGGCAGGCUGGUGGCCUCGAGGCUCGUGGAUGACACCGCAAACAUCAAGGCCGCAGAGGAGGCCGCAUUCAAGGAGGACGCGUCGUACGUUGUCAGCGGCGGUACGGGCGCCCUGGGCCUGCUCUUCGCGGGCUGGAUGGCGGACAAAGGAGCCAAGAGUUUCGUGCUCUUGUCGCGCAGUGGCACAGUGCAGACCGACUCGCAGCAGCUCUUCGACAAGGUUUCGGGGAUGGCGAAGGUGAAAAAGUGCGACAUCGCCAGUGCCAGCGAUGUGGAGCAGACGAUGAAGCAGAUAAGUGACGAGCUUCCACUGGUUCGCGGCAUCAUCCACGCCGCAGGCACCCUAGACGACCACCUCAUCCUCGACCUCGAGCGCAAGCACUUCGAUGGUGUCAUCUCGCCGAAGGUCGACGGCACGCUGAAUCUUCACAGGGCGACGGCAGGCAUGCCGCUCGACUUCGUCGCGCUCUUCUCGUCUGUGGCCGCCAUGAUCGGCACCGCGGGGCAGGCCAACUACUGCGCGGGCAACGCGUUCAUGGACGCGUUCGCUACGCACCGGCGCGCACACGAGCUUCCAGCCGUGAGUGUCCAGUGGGGCCCGUGGGCGGAAAUCGGGAUGGCCGCUCGCGCUGGCACCUCCGAGAGCGUCAUCCUGCGGAUCGAGCUCCAGGCGGGGCUUCAGGCGAUGGAGGCGAUACUGAGUGCUCAGGCCUCGCUGCUCACCGGCGUCGUGGGAGUCGCCCGCAUCAAGUGGGCGUCCUUCCUGGCGCAGAUGACGGCGGUGCCGCAGUUCCUGGACAACUUCAAGCAGUUCAAGCCGAAGGAGAAGGCACAGGCCCUGACAGGCCCCAGCGGCGCCGCCCCGCCCAAGGAGCUGGUCAAGUCGGGCAUCGAGGGCAUCCUGAAAGAAGUCCUCGGGGACGACACCUUAAGCGACUUCUCGGCCCCCUUGAUGGACCUGGGCCUGGACUCCCUGGCAGCAGUGGAGUUCCGGAACCGCGUCCAAGCCUCGUUCGAGGGCGUCCGCUUGGCCUCGACCAUCAUGUUCGACUACCCCACCGUCGCAGACCUCACGGACUUCAUCCUUUCCCAAUUCGCCCCGGACGAGGACGAAGGCGGUGCGGGCGCCUUGGGCGACGCGGGCGCUGCCAUUCGCGAGCCGCUGGGCGUGGUGGGCAUCGCUGGCCGUUACCCAGGCAUGUCCGUCAGUAACGACAUCCAGGAAUACUGGAGCGCUCUCUGCUCCAGCGUGGACCCCAACCAAGAGAUUCCGAUCGAGCGCUGGGACGUCGACCAGUACUACGACGAGGACCGGCAGGCCGCAGGCAAGAUAUACGUGCGCACGGGCAUGUUCAUUCCCGCCGUUCAGGAGUUCGACGCCGGAUUCUUUGGCAUCAGCGAGCCCGAGGCUCGUGGGAUGGACGCCCACCAGCGCUUGAUGACCGAGGUGGCCUAUGAGAGUUUCCACUUGGCGGGCCAGUCUAAGGAAACGUUGAACGGAGUCGAGUGCGGGGUAUUCAUGGGCUGCUGCACGCUCACGGGCAUCGACGUACACGACGACGACAUCGGCCCUUUCACCAACAUCGGCGCAGGAAUCAGUGGCCUGUCAGGCCGCAUCUCCCACGCCCUCGGUCUGCGCGGCCCCUGCUUCGCCAUCGACACGGCCUGCUCGUCCACGUUGGUGGCCAUGGACUGCGCCAGCCAGGCCAGCCGCAUGGGCCGCCAGGAGAUGGGAUGUGUGGCGGGCGUGAACCUGCAGCUGCGCACUGACAUGUGGAUCGGCUUCUGCAAGAUGACAGGCCUGGCCCCCGACGGCCGCUGCAAGACUUUCGACGUCUCCGCCGACGGCUUCGCGCGCGGCGAGGGCGUCGGCUCCUUCAUCCUUCGCUUACGAGGCGCCGCGGAGUCCAAGGGCGAGGCGAUCUCCGCGAUCGCCCGGGGAAGCUGCGUGAAUCAGGACGGUCGCAGCGCGACGAUCACGGCGCCCAGCGGACCUGCGCAGCAGAGGGCUCUCACCGCCUCGCUGCGGGAUUCCGACCUGAAGGCUCUGGAGGUCACGCUGGUAGAGUGCCACGGGACAGGUACCUCACUGGGAGACCCCAUCGAGGUCGGGGCUCAGGAGAAGAUCUACGGCAAGGAGCGGUCCGACGACGAGAGCCUCAUACUGGCCGCGGGCAAGUCGUUCGCUGGCCACCUCGAGGGUGCUGCCGGCGUUGCUGGGCUGACCAAGCUGGUGCUGAUGAUGGAGCACCGGCAGGCGCCGCCGAACCUGCAUCUCAAGAAGAUGAACCCCAACAUCGACCUGUCCAGCUUCCCGACGGCCAUCCCCGACUCCAUGAUGCCGUGGAAGGCGGCAACCCUCUGCGGCGGAGUCAGCUCGUUCGGUUUCAGCGGCACCAAUUCGCACGUCAACACUGAGGAAGCGCCGAAGCAGUCGCCUGAGAUCACGGGUGCCGCCCUCGAGCGGCAUGCCCUCUCUUGGGCGAGGAAGGACAUGGCCUACCGGGAUUGGGCCAAGGAGCUCUUCUGGACGCUGUCCUGGCGCGCCACGCCGCUGCCGGACGGCGGCAAGGAGCCCGCCGAGGCGGGGGCUGUGCUCAUAGUCGGCGGCGGGGACCUCCAGAAGCCGCUGCUGGAGGCGCUGCCGACAGCGACUGCGGUGGCUGCGUCCGACGCCUCGGCCAUCUCCCAGCAGAGCUUCGGAAUUGUGAUCUUCGCGGAGACCGCCGUCGCUGACGAGCCCGCCUUGGAGGGAAGGACCACGGCCGCGCUGCUGGCCGUGGUUCAGGCCCUGGCCGCCUCCAAGAACGCUGUAGAGCUGGUGGUGCUGACCCGCGGCGCACAGGAGGCCAAGGCCGAAAGCUCGGACCAGGUCGGGGUUGGCCUGCUCGGAGCGGCUGCGUGGGGCUUCAUGCGCUCUGUGAGACUGGAGGCGCCGCACAUCCAGGCACGCUGCAUCGACUUCCCGCCAGACGAGGGCAAUCUGGCGAGCACGGUCGCCGACGAGCUUCUCGUGCCCCACAGCGAAGCGGACGCAGAGAUAGCCUACAUCGGGGGCGAGCGGUGCGUCCCCCGCCUUGGCCAGGGCAGCAUCCCGACUUCGAGCUUCAGCGCGAGGCCCGACGGCGCAUACCUGGUCACCGGCGGCCUUGGCGGCCUCGGUCUCAGCAUCGCGCAGGACUUAGUCGACAAGGGCGCCGGCUGCGUCACGCUGGUCUCGCGCAGCGGCAGGACACCAUCGGGCGACGCGAAGCUUGCCAGUAUGUUGGAGACGCUGCAGUCGUCCACCGCCGAAGUGCGCGCCUGGUCUUGCGACGUGUCGGACUCCAGCAAGAUGACUGAGCUGUUGAAGAAAAUGGGCAGCGAGCUAACUGACUUCCCGCUGAGGAGCGUCGUGCACGCCGCGGGCGUUCUCGAGUUCCUCGACCUAGCUGCUCUUACGUCCGAGGGCGUGGAGAAGGUGUUCAAGCCCAAGGUUUCUGGCGCCUGGAACCUGCAUCGCCACGUUGACGGGGCUUCGCUCGACUCAUUCGUGCUCUUCUCGUCGGUAUCGGCGCUCAUCGGCCUUUCGCGGGGCGUCACGUACUCGGCCUCCAACGCGUACCUGGACGGCCUGGCGCUGUGGCGGCGCGCGCAAGACAUGCCUGCCACGAGCAUCCAGUUCGGCCCCGUGUCGGAAGUGGGCAUGACGGCCAACGCAGAGCAGCACGGCCCUUCGGACGCCGCGCUGAAGAUGGUGUCGCCGAAACACGUGCAAGCGGCGUUUGCGAGAGCAAUCUCCGGUUCGAAGGUCCCGCCAUCGCUGCUCUUUGCGCGUGCUGAUUGGACUGGUUUCCUGGAGCAGAUGGGCACUGGCGUGCCAGUGCUGCUCGACUUCACCGCCAAGGGCGACGCAUCUGGUAGCGGAGGUUCGGCCUCCGUUUUCCAAGGCAUGUCCGCUGGCGAGAUCGGCGAUACGGUGUCCAGACUAGUGCUGGACGUGGCAGCGGGGGUCCUGGGCGAGGAGAUCCACGCUGACGCGCCGCUCAUGGAGUCUGGUCUCGACUCGCUCACGUCCGUGGACUUCCGCAACCAAUGCUCGAAGAAGCUCCCAGGGCUCAAGCUGCCCAGCACGCUCAUGUUCGACUACCCAAGCGUCUCGGCGAUCGCACAGUACGCUGCGAGCAAGCUCGCCCCCGCCUCUGUGUCGCCAGCCGCGGCGGCGCUCGCGGGCACUGCGGGCGCCACGGUCCUUACCUCGGAGGGCGUGCCCGUUUCGGUGUUGUCCAGGGGCUGCAGGUUUCCGGGCGACGCGAACUCGCCAGGCGAGUUCUGGUCGGCGCUCGUGGCGAAGGGCGACGGUGUCGUGCCCAUCCCCUACGAACGCUGGGACACCGACGAGUAUUACGACCCCUCCCCGGGCACCACAGGCAAGAUGUACGUGAAGCACGCGGGCUUCAUCAAGGGAGUCGAGAACUUUGACACCGCGCUCUUCAGCAUCUCCCCGGCAGAGGCGGCCACAAUGGACCCACAGCAGCGGUUGCUGCUCGAAGUAACGCACGAGUCGUUCGAGAGGGCGAAGGGCAACGAAAAGAUGUCCAUGGACGUCGGCAUCUUCGUUGGAGAGUGCAACAACGAUUGGGGCCACUUCAAGAACCUGGAGACCGACAAGAUGAACCCGUUCAGCGGCACAGGAGGCUCCGUCUCCAUCUCGGCCAAUCGCAUCUCUUACGUCUUCGGAUUCAAAGGCCCCAGCGUCGCUUCGGACACGGCGUGCUCCUCGUCGCUGGUGGCGCUCGACCAGGCUGUGUCAGGCUUGUGGCGCGUGCGUUGCAGCAGCGCCGUUGCGGCUGGCGUGAACUUGGCCCUCUUGCCGGGCCCGUUCAUCGCGUGCUGCCAGGCGCGGAUGCUCUCGGAGGAGGGUCGUUGUAAGACGUUCGACCAGUCGGCCAACGGCUAUUCGCGCGCCGAGGGUUGCGGCGCUGUCGUCGUCCGGCGCCAGCCGGAGACCACGCUGCAGACGGUUCUGCCGGCGGUCAGCGGCACUGGCGUCAACCAGGACGGCAAAAGCUCUAGCCUGACAGCGCCGAACGGUCCCGCGCAGCAGGAGGUCAUCCUCAUGGCUUGGAAGGACUCCCCAGUCGUCCCCUCGGGGGCCGACUACGUGGAGACGCACGGGACCGGCACCGAGCUGGGCGACCCCAUUGAGGUGGGGGCCCUCAGCGCUGUCAUGGGGCCCGGGCGUAGCUCAGAGAUCCUCGUCGGCGCGGUCAAGUCGAACGUUGCCCACUUGGAGGGCGCGGCUGGCAUCGCUGGCCUCGUGAAGAGCAUCUCCGUGCUCAGUCUCGGCAAGGUGCCACCGAACAUCCAUUUGCACAGCCUCAACCCGCACAUCGACGUCUCCGACUUCAGGGUCACAUUCCCCGCCGACGGUGUCGUGGACAAGGAGGUCAAGAGCGCUGGCCUGUCGUCGUUCGGCUUCGGUGGCACCAACACCCACGUCUCCAUGGCUGCAGCGGCUGGGGAGGCUCAGGUCGACCCCAAGGAGACGGAGCCCGCUGUUUUCAAUCGGCAGCGCUUCGCAUGGUAUCAAGUCAAGCACCCGCUGUCGGUCGCUGGGCGCCCAGGGGACCAGCCCGGACUGACGUGUUUCCACGCGCCGAUCCAGAACAAGUUGGUGGAGCUGCUGUCGCACCACAUCAUCUACGGAGAGAUCGUGGUACCAGGAGCAACCUACAUGGAAAUGACCAUCGCCACCGCUGCGUACCGCUACGGACGCGAUGGCGGCAAAUUCUGGCUCGAGGGCAUCGGCUUCCAGAGCCCAUUAGUCCUGCGGGAGGUAGACGGCGAGCUGACCGAGCCCAAGGAUUUGAUGCUCCAUGUGCGCGACGACGGGCGCUUCUCGAUGAACAGCGGCUACGGUGGCGAGAUCAUGGCCACACACUGCGAGGGCUCCUUGCACCUGCACGGUGGGCUGGCCGAGCAUAACACGAUGAAUGUGGCAGAGAUCAAGGCCCGUUGCCCGGAGGUCGUCGAGGACUCCCGCAUGUAUGUGCCGUUCGCGAACAUCGGCCUGCCUCUGCAGCCGCGCUUCCGCACUGUACGCACGAUCGACCGCAGCGGAGACGAGAUCAUCGCCUGGGUGGCCGCUUACGAGGACGGUACGAACCAGGGCAUGCUGUUCGGCCCCGCCGUCAUAGACGGCUCGUUCCAGGCCAGCUGCGCAUUCCAGAAUUUGGAGGCGUUGCCGAGCCUGAGAAUCCCGUUGUCCAUCGACCGCCUGACCAUCUACGGCCAGGGCUACAGCCAGAAGGUGUGGGUGCACCACACGCUACUCGAGAACUCCGACAAGCAGCUGGAGUCCAACGUGGUACUCGCCAAAGACGACGAGGUGAUCAUCAUGACCAUGGACCGCAUGCGCCUGCGCGAGGUGCGCCCCGAGCACAUCGCGAAGAUGCUCGCGGCGUCGGCUGGAGACGCGGACGAAGACAUCCUGGAGGUCGAGUGGUCCACCAUGGACGUGAAGAGCUCGAGCGCCACAAAAGACCUCGGCAAGGUGAUGUUCGUGGGCGCCGAUGCGGACCUGCAGCAGGCGCUCGCGGCCAAGUUCCCGCAGUCUGCCUUCUCGGACUCGCCAGACUUCGAGAAGGACAAGUGCGCGUUUGCCGUGUACGUCGGAGCGCUCGGCGCGGAGUCGGAAAUGCAGACCCUGGACGACGCAAUGGGUCUCGCGCAGCAGGCCAUCGCCAAGAAGAAGCCGGGGACGAUGUGGUGGAUCACCUGCGGCACGCAGACCGCGCCGCUCGGCGGCUACAUGCACGCAGGCCUGUGGGGGAUGGCGCGUACCUUCCGCAUGGAGGAGCGCUCUGUGGUCCUCCGCUGCUUGGACCUGGACGGCAGCGCGCACUGCGGCGCAGAGGUCGUGGCAGAGGCGCUGCACAGCUGGCUGGGCAGGCUGGGCGGUUCUGGGGACGUGGCCUCGGAGAGCGAGGUGGCAGUACGCCUGCAGGACGGAAAAGAGCUGGCGUUCGUGUCCAGGCUCACGCGCAGCGCGACGGUGCUCACGAAGCCCGGCAUGCUGGCGAUGUCCGCCCGGGGAAGCUUGUCGAAUUUGAGGCCGGUGGUCCAGGACAGUCGCGACAAGCCGGCCGCCCACGAGGCCGAGGUGCGCAUCCGCGCGGUCGGCCUCAACUUCCGCGACGUCCUCAACGUCAUGGGCCUGUACCCAGGAGACCCAGGGCCGCCAGGCGCCGACUGCGCGGGCACAGUGCUGACGGUAGGCGCGGACGUGAAGCACAUCGUUCCCGGCGACGACGUGUUCGGCGAGAGCCCGGGGUGCCUCAAGACCUACAAUUGCAGCAAGGCGUCGCUGCUCACGCAGAAGUCGCCACAGUGGACUUUCGAGGAGUCGUGCUGCAUGCCAGUCAUCUUCGGCACCGUGGAGGAGGCGCUGGGGGACUUGGCGCGGCUCGGCAAGGGCGACUGCGUCCUCAUCCACGCCGCCGCUGGCGGCGUGGGCCUCGUUGCGAUCCAGUACGCCCAGUACGUGGGCGCCAAGAUCAUUGCCACCGCAGGUGCCAAGGAGAAGCACGACUACCUCCACAGCCUCGGCGUCAAGUACACCACCAGCAGCCGGGACGGCUCGAAGUUUGAGGAAGACAGCAAGCAGUUCUUGAAGGAGAUGAAGAUUGAGGGCAUCGACGUCGUCCUCAACAGCCUCAGCCACGACGACUACAUCCCCCGGUCCCUGGCACUGCUCAAGAAGGGCGGCCGCUUCAUGGAGAUCGGCAAGCGAGGAAUCUGGAGCCACGCGAAGAUGUUCGGGGAGCGACCCGACGUGAUCUAUGAGAAGAUCGUGACCGACACUAUGAUGGACCUCUCCGAGUGGGAGUACAACGGAUACCUGAAGCGAUUGCUCGGGCGCGUGGAGGCGGGUGGACUGAAGCCGAUCAACAUGCAUGUGUUCGAGGGCAUGGAGAGCGGUGUGAAGGCGGCGCAGUUCCUGCAGCGCGCCCAGAACAUCGGCAAGGUGGUCAUCAGCACCCCGAGCACCAUGGGGCUGAUGCCGUCCACAGAGUACAUCCUAAGCGGCGGCAUGGGUGCCCUCGGAAUGGUCACUGCACAGUAUAUGAUCGAGGAGGGCGGCAAGGUCCUGAGCCUCUUGUCCAGGAGCGGAAGGCCAGCCGCGGACGUGGCGGAUAUCUGGGAGCGCCUGCAGUCGACCAGCGCCACGGUGCUGUCGAGGGCGUGCGACAUCUCGAGCAUGGACGCCGUUCGGGAGCUAGCCGCGGCCAUGGCCGCCGACGGGGCCAAGCGGUCGCCGGCAACUGCAGCUGGCGGUGUUGUGCACCUGGCCGCUGUGCUUGACGACGCCACGCUGCCGAAGCUGACGCGCGCCCACCUGGAGAAGUCGUAUGGCGCCAAGGUCUGGGGCGCGAGGCAUAUGCACUGCGAGCUGGCCCCCGCGUCGGGACCGCUGCAGUUCAUGCUGAUGUUCUCCUCCACUUCUGCACUUCUCGGGUCUCCAGGCCAGGCCAACUACUCGGCAUCGAAUUCCGCGCUUGACGCGCACGCCAGGUACUGGAAGCAGGAGGGCGAGAACACGUGGAGCGUACAAUGGGGCCCCUGGAAGGAAGUGGGCAUGGCCACGCAGGGCAGCACCAUCGACCGCCUCCAGAAGUCGGGCGUCUACGGACUCACUAACGCGAACGGCAUGGCCGCGCUGGCCUGUGCGCUGAAGGCUUCCAACGCCACCAUCGUUGCGCAGCCCAUGCGUUGGUCUUUGUACCUGAAGCCAUAUGCGAGCUCGAAGGUCCCAGCCUUCCUGUCUCGCUUUGGGGCCGAGCUGAAGGUCGAGAAGAAGAAGCCAGCCGCGUCAGCGAUGGCCGCGGCGCCAAGAUUUGCCCAGGCGGCGGCCGCCCCGGCCGUCAGCGAGCAGAGCUUGCGCGUCAUGCUGCAGAAGAUCGCGUCGGAGGUGGCGGGCCAGAGCCAGAUCGAGGAGGACACCCCGCUGAUGGAGUCUGGCAUGGACUCGCUUUCUGCGGUGGAGUUCCGCAACCGUUUCUCCAGCGAGAUGCCCCAGGUGCAGUUGCCCAACACUCUCAUAUUCGACUACCCGAGCGUCAAAGCCAUCGCUCAGUUUGCCUCCAGCCAGAUCGCCCCAGCAGGUGCGCAGGCCGUCGGCGCUGGCUUCGCAGCUGCGCCAGUGGCGACAGGACCCAGCCCCGACGAGGUGAACCAGUUGAUGCGUCGGAUCGCUGGGGAGACGACGGGCAGCACAGUCGAGGACGACGUGCCACUCAUGGAGUCGGGCAUGGACUCGCUGUCCGCGGUCGAGUUCCGUAACAGGCUGUCCGGUGAGCUGCCCGAUUUGCAGUUGCCCAACACGCUCAUCUUCGACUACCCGACGCUGCGCUCUGUCGCUGACUACGCCGUGUCCCAGAUCGCCACAGUCGCUCCCAGUGGCGCCGUGGCUCAGGGCGGCGCACCGCGCACGGGGGGGGCCUUCAACGAGGCGCUGGCGCUUACAGGCAUGGCGUGCCUGUUCCCCGCCGGUUCCAGCAGUUGUGACCUGCUCUGGUGCGGCCUCACGCGCGGCACCGACGGGGCGGUGGAGGUGCCGUUCACGCGUUGGGAGCUCGAGGAGUGGCAGGACGACAAUGCCGACGCGCCAGGCAAGAUGUACCCGCGCCACGGCAACUUCAUCGAGGGCGCGGAGAAUUUCGACGCCGCGUUCUUCGGCAUUACACCACCAGAGGCGCGGGCGAUGGACCCGCAGCAGAGGCUGGUACUCGAGGUCGCGCACAACAGCCUGCGCGACGCAGGCUUCGACAAGUCGGCCCUCAUGGGCGCGUACGUGGCCGUGCACGUGGGCCAGACCAACAACGACUGGAUCCAGAUGCAGGCGCAGGACCUGAAGAAGAUUACGCCCUACACGGCGACGGGCAUGUCUGCGUCCAUCUCCGCCGCGCGCGUCUCUUAUUCCCUCGGAGUGAAAGGACCAGCCUACAUCGUCGACACGGCGUGCUCCUCUGCACUGGUUGCCCUCGACACCUCCGCGGUGACGAUGCGCCGGACUCAGUGCAUCGCGGGCGUCAGCCCUGCGUGCAACGUUAUGGCGCACCCGUCCACCUACAUCAGCUUCAGCAAGCCGCGCAUGCUGUCGCCCCAGGGCCGCUGCCUCACCUUCGACGCGUCGGCCGACGGCUACUGCCGUGGCGAAGGCGCUGGCGCGGCAGUGUUGCAGCGUAUGGCUGAUGCAGGCGGUAAUGCCAGGGCGAUGCUGCGGGGCGUGGCCCUGAACCAGGACGGGCGCAGCUCGACGCUCACGGCGCCCAACGGCCCGUCGCAGCAGAUGGUGAUGAAGGUGGCGCUGGAGGAGGCUGGCAUGACGCCGCAGGACGUCACGCACAUGGAGUGCCACGGCACCGGGACGCCGCUGGGCGACCCGAUCGAGGUGGGUGCUUUGCAAGUCGUCAACGUUGGACGUGCGACGGCCGCUCCACUGCUGCUCGUGGCCGUGAAGGCCAACAUGGGCCAUCUGGAGGGCGCCGCCGCCUCCUCUGGGCUGCUGAAGCUGGUUCAGGUGCUGUCGAGUGGCAGGAGCGUCUCCACUAUUCACCUGCAGACGCUCAACCCGAACUUGCAGGCUCUCGACUCUCUGCCGUCCCUGUUCGCCACGGAGAACUUGACGCUCUCGUCGCGCCGCAUGAGCGGCGGCCUCUCCUCCUUCGGCUUCGGCGGCACCAACGGGCACGCGGUGCUUACGGAGGUCGACGAGACUGGUUCUUUGCCGGAGCCGGCUCAUUUGGCGCCGGUUGUGUACACUAGGCGCAAGUUCCCGUGGCGCGACCCGGGGUACCGCUUCCUGCGGGGGCGGCCGGCCGACGGGCAGUUCGAGGUGGUGAUGAAAUGCGACGUGUACGACGUCGUCAAGCACCACAUCGUCUUCGGAUCCAUCGUCGUCCCUGGAGUUGUUUACGCGGAGAUGGCACUGGAGGCGACAAGGGAGCUUUUCGGCCACGCCGCGCGCGUCACUGACAUGACGAUGGUCUUCCCUUUCGUCGUGCCAUACAGAACCAGUGGGGCGGAGCCGCCAGCCACGAUGCGUUUCGUAUUGCGAGGCGAUAAGAAUUUUGAGAUUCAGAGCACUUCUGCCACAGGCGCCACCACUACCCACGCCGAGGGCGGCAUCGACCUCAAGGAGGGCCCCAACGACGAGGUGCGCUCGAAGCCCGUGGAUCUCGAGGAGGCGCGCAACCGCAUCACCGAGGUCGUCCCCGUCGCGGACGUGUAUUCCGCCAUUGACGGGGUCGGCUUGUGGCUUGGCCCGAUGUUCCAGGUGGCCAAGCAAUUGUGGCGGAAGGAGCCCGACGAGGAGGGCGGCCCCAUCGAAGUCCUGGGUCGCUUGGUGCUCGACCCGAGCGUGCCCAACGUUGGGUACUGCGUGCACCCUGCGUUGUUCGACGGCACCAUCCACACGCUGGGCACGGCGUCCAUUGGCAAGAACGUCAAUGACCUGAAGAUCUUCGGAGGCGUGGGCAGGGUCACCGUGCUGCAGAAGGAAAACUUCUCCCAGCUGGAGGAGUACUGGAUCCUGCUGAACAUCAAGGAGAAGCUGGAGGCGUCGGAGACUUUCGACGUGACUGUCAUGAACAGCAGCGGCACACCGGUCUUCAUCAUGGACGACGUCGUUUUCAGGAAGGUGUUGCCAGAGCAGAUCCAGAUGGCCAUCGCCGCCCAAAGCACCGUGGAAGACGACCACAAGAUGUACGAGGUGGAUUGGGUUCCAGUCUACAAAGAAGACGCUGAGGCAGAGGCCGAGACUACCGCAGACGAGAAGGAAUGGCUCGUGAUCGCGGAGGACGCGUCCCUGCAGGCGCAGCUGAAGGCGGAGCUGGGCGCGAGCCACACGUACACGACGUCCGCCGAGGCACCUCUAGCAGACUUGGCGCAGUUCUCGAAGGUGUUCGGUUUUGCUGGGCUCAGCUCGGAGUUGUCCGCACUGGACGUCCUUGAUUCCACGCUGAAGCUCCUGCAGGCGGCCGCGAAGACCGCCGAUGCGCCGCAGGUGUGGCUGGCGACGCGGCAGACCCAGGCUGCAUCUGGCCAGAGUGACCUGGAGGGCGCCGCCGUGCCCACGCACGCUGGCAUCUGGGGCAUGGUGCGCACCUGGAGGAACGAGCAUCCCGACAAGGAGGCGGCGUGCAUCGAUGCCGACGCGGGAGCCGGACUGCUGCAGCAGAUGCUCCGCGCGGCGAAGCUGGGCGCCACGUCGGAGCCCGAGUUGGCGGAGCGGAGCAGCGCGCUGCUGGCACCGCGGCUGGUCGACUGCACUGCCAAGGUGGAGGUGGAGAUUACGGAGCCCAUCACUUUCCCGGUCGACGCGACGUACGUCAUGAGCGGCGGGACCGGAGCUCUGGCGCUCCUCUUCGCGCAGUGGAUGAUGGGCAAGGGCGCCAAGCACUUCGCCCUGCUGUCCCGGAGCGGCAUGCCACAAGCGGACUCCAAGGCCGCCUUCCGAAAAGUGGAGGGCAAAGCCACUGUGCAGAAAUGCGACAUCGCCUCCGCAUCCGACGUCAAGCGCGUGUUCGCUGGGUUGACGGGCGUGAAAGGCAUCGUGCACGCGGCCGGCACCCUGGCCGACGGCAUGGCUGCCGACAUGGACAGGUCGAAAUUGGAGACCGUGAUGAAGGCCAAGGUGGACGGCACUUUGAACUUGCACGAGGCUGCCUCGGGCUUCGAACUGGACCACUUCUGGAUGUUUUCUUCCGUGGCAACAAUGAUUGGAUCCGUGGCGCAGUCCAACUACGCCGCUGCCAACGCAUUCAUGGACUCGUUUGCAGUCCACCGCCGCGCCAACAGCCUCGCCGCUCUGAGCGUCCAGUGGGGCCCUUGGGCCGACGUGGGCAUGGCGGCGCGCGCUGGCACGGCGGAGGGCAGCAUUGCCCGCAUCGACGUGCAGCGCGGCCUGGAGGUGAUGGAGGCGAUACUGACGAGCCAGUCCGUGCUGCACAGCGGCGUCGUAGGGGUGGCACGCAUCAAGUGGAAGUCGCUCAUGGGCCAGCUGCCGAAGGUGCCGCCGCUGCUGAUGAAGUUCGGCGGUGGAUCCGCGUCCAAGUCGGCCGUAGCGAUGCCGGCGGGCGGCAUGACCAUGGACGACAUCAAGACUGUGGUCGUGGGCGUGCUCGCGGACGUCAUGGACAGUGGUUCGGACGACCUUGACCUCUCCACGCCGCUCAUGGAGAUGGGACUGGACUCACUCGCGGGCGUGGAAUUCAGGAAUCGGCUGCAGGCGUCAUUCGAGGGCCUCGCGCUCUCGUCGACUCUCAUGUUCGACUACCCCACCGUUCCGGACCUCGUGGACUUCAUCUACUCGCAGGUGGGUGCCUCAGGGGAGGAGGAGGACGGGGUGGGCGGCGGCGCAAUCGGCGACGCAGGGAUGCAGCUGUGCCUGUCGGGCCACGCGGGCCGCUACCCAGGCUGUUUGGUGAACGACGUGUCGCAGUACUGGCACAUGAUGAGCAUGGGCCAGGACACCACCGCAGAGCUUCCCCCUGAGCGUUGGGACAUCGACGCCUACUACGACCCUGACGUGGACGCGCCUGGGAAGACGUACGUGAAGCUCGGCCACUUCAUCCCUGGCGUCGAGCACUUCGACGGCGACUUCUUCGGUGUGCACGAGGGCGAGCAGCGCGCCAUGGACCCGCACCAGCGCUUGUCGCUCGAGAUCACGUACGAGGGCAUGCACGCCGCUGGCUUCAAUAAGGACACUCUCCAGGGCCUGGACUGCGGGGUGUACGUGGGAUGCUGCAACAUCGGCGGCACAGACGUGGACUUGAAUGCCCUCGGGCCCUACUCAAACAUCGGAGCGGCGUACUCCGGCUGCUCUGGCCGCGUGUCGCACGUGUUGUCGUUGCGCGGUCCGUGCUUCACGGUUGACACGGCUUGCUCCUCCACGAUAGUGGCUUUGGAUUCUGGUUGCCAGGCGAUCCGCGUGGGCAAGUGCAAGAACGCCGUGGCUAGCGGAGUGAACGUGCAGUUGGCUGCGUCCAUCUGGAUUGGCUUCUCGAAGAUGCGUGGCCUGGCUUUCGACGGUCGCUGCAAGACCUUCGAUGCCCGAGCCGACGGCUUCGCUCGCGGCGAAGGCCUUGGUUGCGCGAUGAUCCAGCCGAUAGCGCAGCUCGAGGACGAGGGCUACAACUUGGCAACCCUGAGCGGCGUCUCCACGAACCACGACGGGCGGGCUGCUACAAUCACGGCCCCGAACGGCACAGCGCAGCAGCGGGUGAUCCGCAGCGCGCUGUCCGAGCGCGGCACGCAGCCAGAUGAGGUGACGUGCGUCGAGUGCCACGGCACGGGUACCGCACUGGGUGACCCGAUCGAACUCGGCGCCCAGAAGGCGGUGUACAGCAAGGGCCGCAGCGAGGACGCGCCGAUGGUCCUGGCGGCAAUCAAGUCCAACAUCGGCCACCUCGAAGGCUCCGCGGGCAUUGCCGGUAUCAGCAAGGUCAUACUCAUGUUGAACAGCAAGCAGAUUCCAGGGAAUCUCAUGCUGGAGACGCUUAAUCCGAACAUCGACCUCUCAGGCUACCCCGUGCUGAUGCCCGACUCGUUGAUGGAGUGGAAUGGCACGAGACGCUGUGCUGUCUCCUCGUUUGGCUUCAGCGGCACAAAUGGCCACGGUAUCGCGGAGGCGCCCUCGCACACGGGGGAGAAGCCCAAACGGCCGCUGGUUCAGCUGAACAGGAAAGUUGUCGGCCCUUAUCGCGAGUGGCUCGACACGGUCAUGUACAGGGAGGAGUGGAACGCGUCCCCGGCCACGCUGAGCGUGCCAUUGAGCGGCAAGACCCUCGUGAUGGGCAGCGGCGAGACAGCCGAUGCAGCGUGCAAGGCGCUGACGCCCAGCACGAAGGCUGACCUGGCAGGCUUCACCGCCAAGGACGUCGCGGCGGCCUUCGCCACAGAGAGCGUUCAGGCCGCGGUGCUCACGCGGACGCUGGGCGCGAGCGACGCGCUGCCCGGGACAGCCCUGCAGGAGGCGCUGGCCUUCCUCCAGGGAGCCCAGCUGGCGAACGCCAAGGCGCCGAAAACGCUCGUGGUCGGCACCCGGGGCACCCACGACUCGCAGCGUAAGCAAUUCGACGCGGGAUCUGCCAUUUGGGGUCUCGUGAGGACGGCCCGCAUGGAGAUGCCGAAGACCGUGAUCAAGGUCGUCGACGUGCCGAUGGGCGCGACCGCGGAGGCGGCUGCGAGGAUGCUGGCGGACGAGCUGCAGGAGCCCGAGACGGAGGUGGAAGUGGCCUACACCACACAGGGCCGCUGCGUGCCGCGCGUCGUGAAGGACCCAGCGGCGGCGAGGUCCCUGCAGAUGCGCGACGCUAUGCAGGACAAGCGGCUCGUGAGCGGGCUCCACAUUGUGACCGGCGGCCUCGGAGGGCUGGGCUUGGUCGCGGCACGGCAGUUGGCCGAGCUGGGCGCUGAGGAGGUCAUGUUGGUCUCCCGCAGCGGCAAGCUGGCGCAUGGCCAGGGCCUCGAGCCGCAGCUCGCCUGGCUCGAGUCGCACCAGGGCAUGACGCUGCACACACGCAGCUGCGACGUGUCGUCGGCCGCGGGCGUAGCCUCGCUUGUUAAGGACUGCAAGGACAACGUCCAAAGCCCGGCGGGCAUCGUGCACGCAGCGGGCGUGCUGGACAGGUGCUCGCUCGCCGAUCUGACUUUCGAGCGGAUGUCCAAGACGCUGGACCCCAAGGCGGCCGGCGCCUGGCACUUGCACAGCAGCACUGAGUCCCUGGACCUCGGUUUGUUCGUGCUCUUCUCGUCCGUCUCAGCCGUGGUCGGGCUGGCAGGCGGCGCGGCCUACUCGGCGGCCAACGCGUACUUGGACGGCCUCGCCGAUUGGCGGUACUCCAGGCAGGGCGGCGUCAGUUUGAAGUGGGGGCCCGUGUCCGAAGUCGGCAUGACGGCCGCCGCGAACGCAGACUCGCACCUCGAGGGCAUGUCUCUCAAGACGCUUUCGCCGGCGCAGGUUGCCAGUGCGCUGCGCCUGGCGCUGACUUUGCCGGGGCCGAAAGCCAUGCCGUCCAGCGGGCUGCUGCUUGCCAGGGUGGACUGGGCCGCCUUCGUUCGCGAGACGGGUGCGGAGAUCCCACAGCUUGUGGACUUCCAGGAUGUGGAGGUCGGCGGCACCAGCGACGCGGCAGGCAAGGCUGGUGCCCUUGCGGCGAUGUCGUCCGAUGACCGCACGGCAGCGGUGUUGAAGUCCAUCCGCGGGGCGGCCACAAGCAUGGGCUUGGAAGUCGAGGACGAGACACCUCUGAUGGAGGCUGGCAUCGACUCCCUCUCCGCGGUGGAGUUCCGCAACCGAGUCUCGGGGGAGUUCCGGUCCGUGAAGCUGCCGAGCACCUUGAUGUUCGACUACCCAACCUUGGCGUCGCUGGCCAACUACGUCUCAGACCAGCUCGAGGGCGCGGCGCCGUCGGCUGCGGCUGCGGCGCAGAUCUCGAAGGGGUCGUCGGCCGCGAGGCGUGCAGCAAGCUCGGCGCCCGGCGGCGGCAAGGACCAACUUGCCAUCCUGGGCGCCGCGUGUCACCUGCCAGGCGACAGCUGGGCGCUCGAGUCUUUCGCUGCCACGCUGAUGGCCGGAGUGGACUGCAUCCAGGAGGUUCCGUACAGCCGAUGGGAUUCUGGCGAGUAUUACGACCCCGAGGCGAGCACGGGCUUGAAGAUGUACGUGCAGCACGGCGGCUUCAUCGAGGGGGGCGAGCUCUUCGCCGCCGCCCACUUCAACAUCGUGAAGCCAGAGGCGGAAACCAUGGAUCCUCAGCAGCGCCAUCUGCUGGAAGUAUCGUUCGAGGCCUUCUUGGGCGCGAAGAUCGAGAAGAGCACCCUGAUGGGGAGCCUCACGGGCGUCUUCGUGGGACAGGACAAGUGCGAUUGGAAUCGCAUGAUCUCUGGUUCUCAGGGCGGCCCCUACGCGGCGACAGGCGGCUCUUCGUCAAUCUCCGCGAACCGCAUCUCCUACGUGCUGGGGCUCCGCGGCCCCAGCGCCACCAUCGAUACCGCAUGCUCCUCCUCGCUCGUGGCCGCGGACACUGCUGCUGCCACGCUGCGCCGCGGGAGAGCUGACCUGGCCACCGUCUGCGGCGUCAACAUGCUGCUUCUCCCGCAGACUUUCGUCGCAUGCUGCCAGGCACACAUGCUGUCCGCGGGCGGCCGGUGCCGCACGUUCGACAACACCGCCUCGGGCUACGCGCGCGGGGAGGGCGCAGGAGCUCAGACGCUCGAGAGGAUCGGCGACAAGCACGCGCUCGCAGAGCUGCGGGGCUCGGCCCUCAACCAGGACGGCCGCAGCUCGAACCUCACCUCGCCCAACGGACCGUCGCAGCAGGCCGUUGUGCGCGAGGCGCUCUCGGAGGCUGGCAUCGCGCCCAGCGCGCUGCACGCGCUGGAGACCCACGGUACCGGCACCGAGCUGGGCGACCCGAUCGAGUUCGGGGCAUUGCAGGCGGUGCUCGGCGGAACCGACAGGCAGAGGCCAGUGAUGCUCGGAGCUGUCAAGUCCAACAUCGGGCACCUGGAGGGUGGCGCAGGCCUCGCGGGCCUCACCAAGCUUGUCGCAAUGCUGCGCCAGAGGCGCAUGCCGGCGAACCUGCACCUGCGAGACUUGAACAGCCACAUAUUCGAGGACCUCGAAAAUUUCCAGGUCGGUUUGCCAACCGAGACCAUUCACUUGGUCGAGAAGAUGACGACCGCGUCCGUCUCGUCGUUCGGCUUUGGCGGCACGAACGGCCACGUCGCGCUCCAGACUGCAGAGAAGGAGCUGCCCCAGGCCGCGAAGGCGAGCAAGAGGGUCGCCAUGCUCUUCACUGGGCAGGGCUCGCAGUACGUGGGCAUGGCCAAGGGUCUCUACGAGACGGAGCCGGUGUUCCGCGAGGCGCUGGACAGGUGCGCCAAGGUAUUGGACGGCUUGCUUCCCCAGCCGCUGCUGAAGGUGAUGUACGCGCCAGAGGGCAAGAGCGAAGGCCUGCUGAACCAGACGCAGUUCUCCCAGCCUGCCAUCUUCUCUGUACAGUAUGCUCUCUCAGAGCUCUGGAAGUCCCGCGGAGUGGUGCCCUGCGCCGUCCUCGGCCACAGCGUCGGCGAGUACGCCGCGGCGGUCUCUGCUGGGGCGCUUUCUCUUGAGGACGGUCUGCGCCUCAUCGCGGCUCGCGGGCGGUUGAUCGCGGAGAAAUGUGAGACGGGUGUGGGUUCGAUGUUUGCCCUCUUCACGCCUGAGGCCGAGGUGCGACAGGCCCUAAAGAAGCUCGGCGACACCCAGGUGGCCAUUGCGGCCGUGAACGGCCCCAAGAUGACGGUAGUGAGUGGCAAGACCGCAUCUGUCGAGAAGCUCGCCGAGAUGAUUGGCGCGACGAGCCGCCCGCUGACUGUGUCCCACGCCUUCCAUUCGCCGCUCAUGGAGCCGGCGCUGGCACCCUUCCGGGCGGAGGUAGCCUCUGCUGCGCUGAGCCCCCCGUCGGGCACCAGGUUCUUCUCCACACUCCUAGGCCGCGAGGUGACCACAGAGGUUACAGAGGCUGACUAUUGGGUUGACCACAUUAAGGAUGCGGUUCUCUUCAACAAGGCGAUGCAGGCUCUGGACUCCGAAGUGAAGCCGGAUGCGUACCUGGAGGUGGGCGCUGCGCCAACAUUGGUAAAUAUGGCCAGGCGUUUCGUGUCCCGCGGUGUGGACUGGCUUGCGUCCAUGGACGAGAAGACGGGCGCCGACCCCGAGGUGUUCCAGAAGUCGCAGGACCAGAUUGGUGCCAAGCUGCCAGCACCGUCUGCGACACUGAAGCGCCAGUCGUUUCCCUGGAGGGACGCCGGGCACCCACUGCUGCGGAAGAAGACGAUCCGCGCUGACGGCGCCACGGUGUACGGUUGCCUCUUCGGGGGGCACGUGUUGGAGCUCUUAUCGCACCACAUCGUUCACGGUGAGGUGGUCGUGCCAGGCGCCUGCUACCUCGAGAUGAUCGUCGCAGGGUGCACGCAGCACUUGGGCAAGGAACAGGCCUGGUGCAUUGAGGGCCUCGGCUUCGCCAAGCCACUGGUGCUGCGCCUGGUCGACGGCAAGUUGGAGGAGCCGACGGAGUUGCGGCUGGUCAUCCGCACCGACGGCGUAGUCGAAGUGGAGAGCGAGAUAGGCACGGACCCCGAGGACAGCAUCUGCUCCACGCACGUGGAGGCGACAUUGGUAUUACAGGCGGGCGGCUGGCAGGCCAAUCGCCCCGAGCAGGACUCUUUCAGCCUGGACAGGCUGCGCGCCCAGUGCUCAGAUGCGGUCGACAUCGACCUCAUGUACUCUUUCGGUCGCAAAAGCGGCCUGCCUCUGCAGUCGCGCUUCCGCACGGUGCGCCACUGUCAGAAGGGCAACCGCGAGUCCAUCGGGCGCCUCGAGAUGGAGCGCGAUGGUACGCACGUGGGCUUCUGGCUCGGUCCGUCCGUGAUCGACGGCUCGUUCCAGGCCUCCAUGGCCCUCGCGGACGCCGACGUGGGCAUCGGUACGCUGAAGAUCCCGCUGUCCAUUAAGCGCCUGCAGCCGGCAGGUCGGUCGUUCUCCAUAUCCGUGUGGUCAUAUUUCCAGCUGAUCGACUUCACUGACAGGUCGACCGUCUUCCGCUCAUGGCUCCUGAACGACGCCGGGGAGGCCCUGCUGUACUUCGACCACGUACACUUGCAGGAGGUCCGCGACGAGCACAUCCAGAAGGUCCUGCAGGCUUCUGGCCGGCAGGGCAAGGAGAAGGAGGCCCUAUACGGUGUGGAAUGGCGCGACGCGCCUGCUGGGGCUCCAGUGGCGUCUUCCACACAGGAGCGAUGGCUCGCCCUCGGCAGUGCGAAGGCCCUCGCCAAGCUCUCCCUCGAGGGCGACAAGCGCUUCCGAUCUGUAGCGCACGGCGGCCAGCUGGACUUGCUCGACGAGGGCGCGGUCCAGGUUCUCCUGUCGGAGAAGAGUUGGGAGGCAGUCGUGUUCGCCGAGGGCCUCUUGGAGGAGGCCGGGGACGUGGACGUCGUGACGAUGGCCAUGGCCCUCACACGUGCCGCCACCAAGUGCUCAAAGGCCCCCGAGCUGUGGCUCGUGACCGACGGCGCGCAGCCUCGCAGCUCGGACGACGAGGAGGCGAGGAAGGCGGGGUCCCCGAUUCACGCUGGCAUCUGGGGCUUCGCCCGGGCGGUGCGCAUGGAGUACCCAGGGGCCGUGGCUGUGAGGAGCCUGGACUUGGACCCCCUUCAGGCCAAGGCGGGCCGAGGUCUCGCGGACGCGCUCGAGUCGCACAGGGGCGGAGAGGACGAGCUCGCCCUGCACGCCAGCGAUGCGCGCACGGCAAGGCUCGCACGAAGCACGGUUGACUACAGGGGGCCCAUGCGCUUGAACAUGGCUGCCCGCGGGGCUCUCUCCAACCUGAAGCCCGUGGCCCAGGCUGUGCGCCGAGGAGUGGCGCCUGGAGACGCGAAGCUGCGCAUCCGGGCAGUCGGGCUGAACUUCCGCGACGUGCUGAACGUGAUGGGACUGUACCCAGGCGACCCUGGCCCACCAGGUGCGGAUUCUUCGGGCACUGUGAUCGAGCUGGGCGAGCGUGUCAAGAACGUGAGCAUCUGCGAGGAUGUGUUCGGCGAGUCUCCAGGCUGCCUGAGCACCUACAACAGCGGCCUUGCGGCCCUCCUCGCCACCAAGCCAGCGUCGUGGACGUUCGAGCAGGCGUGCGCGAUGCCCGUCAUCUUCGUGACCGUCGAGGAAUCGCUCGGCGACCUCGCCCAGCUGAAGAGGGGCGAGCGCGUGCUCAUCCACGCGGCCGCCGGCGGAGUGGGCCUCGUAGCCAUCCAGUAUGCGCAGUUCGUCGGAGCCGAGAUCUACGCGACGGCCGGCGCCGAGGAAAAGCACGAGUUCUUGCGUGGGCUGGGCGUGAAGAGGAUCACCAGCACGCGCAACGGGACGCAGUUCGAGUCAGAUAUGAAGCGCUUCCUCGAGGAAGACGGCGUGGAUGGCGUGGACGUCGUGCUCAACAGCCUGAGCCACGACGACUACAUCGGGCGGUCUCUGGCCGUCCUGAGGAAAGGAGGUCGCUUCAUGGAGAUCGGCAAGCGCGGCGUCUGGGGCCACGAGAAGAUGCGGAACGCUCGCCCCGACGUGAUAUACGAGAAGAUCGUGGCAGACAUCAUGAUGGAGAAGGAGUGUUGGAGGUACAACGAGUACUUGACGCGCCUCAUCGGCCGCGCAGACGCUGGCCAUCUGACGCCCAUCAACUCGCACGUCUUUGACGGCUUCGACCGCGGCAUUGCCGCCCUUCAGUUUCUGCAGAGGGCCAACAACAUUGGCAAGGUUGUGAUCAAUGAUUCAAGUAAGAUGGGAUGCAGGCCUGAGUGCACCAGUGUGUUGAGCGGCGGCAUGGGUGCUCUCGGCAUCGUUACCGCUCAGUUCAUGUCCGAGGAAGGGGCCAAGUCGUUGAGCUUGCUAUCGCGGGGCGGCACGCCUUCAUCGGACGCCCUGGCGCAGUGGGAGUGGUUGCAAAAGUCCACGGUGGAGGUGUUGGUCUCAAAGUGCGACGCGGGUCAGGCAGCCAGCGUGCAGGAGCUGGCUGCGAGCUUGGCCGGGAAGAAGUUGGGCAGCUUGUUGCACCUCGCGGGAGUGCUCGCGGACGGCAUGCUGCCGACUCUGACCAAGGAGCAUUUCGCGAAGUCCUACGGCCCGAAGGUGCAUGGCCUGCACAACCUGUGCGGGGCGCUGUCGUUCGAGGCAGACGCGAAGUUCUUGCUGUACUCGUCCACCUCGGCGUUGUUCGGAUCGCCAGGCCAGGCGAACUACUCGGCCUCCAACUCUGUGCUCGACUCGCUCGCGCCCCAUUGGACAGCCAAGGGUAUCCGCAGCGCAUGGUCCAUCCAGUGGGGCCCGUGGGCCGAGGUCGGGAUGGCGGUGCAGGCGAACACGCUGCAGCGCGCCAAGGCCAUGGGCGUCGGCGCGCUUGGCACAGCCCACGGCAUGGCCAUCAUGGGCAGCGUGUUGGCCAGCGGUGAACCCGUGGUCGGCGCCGCCAUCGUAAAUUGGGGCAAGUACAUCCGCAGCGCCUACCAGGAGACGCCGCGCUUCCUGCUCGACAUGGAGGCCGAGGCCCGCAAGGCGGCGCCCGCCAAGGCAGAUGGCGACGGCAGCUCCCUGGUCUUGGCCGGCCUCUCGGCGCAGGAGCGCCUGGAGGCUGUCACGAAUUUCUUACAGAACAUGGCACGCGAGGUCGUGGACAGCCAGGACCUCGGCCCGGACGACGCGCUGCUCGAGAACGGCCUGGACUCGCUCAGCGGCGUAGAGUUCCGCAACCGCUUGGUCGCGGAGUUCGAGACCGUUAAGAUGCCGAACUCGUUGGUGUUCGACCACCCCACCGUGAACGCGCUGGCGCUCUUCAUCAACGAGCAGCUUGGAGACGCUCCGGCCGCCGAUGCCACCUCGGCGUCCGCGCCAGCAAAGCAGACUUCCGCGGCAGAGGCAGCCCGGCUGAUCGAGCCGCUCAAUGACAGGACUUCAGGCGCCCCGCUGUUCCUGGUGCCUGGAGCAGGCAUGCAAGCAGGCGGCUUCCGUACUCUCGCGGGGUUGCUGCCUGUUCCCGCCUACGGCUUCUCGUGGCCCAAGGGCGCGUUCGCGCGCGAGCAGUGGCCCACUACAAUGGUGGGCUUGGCCACGCUCUUCUUCGAGCAGGUGCAGCUCAUUCAGCCGGAGGGGCCGUACCACUUCGCGGGGCACUCUUUCGGGGCCAGCGUUGCUGUCGAGAUGGCCCAGGUCGCUCAGAGCCGUGGCGCCGCGGUGGUUCUUGUUGGACUCCUUGAUGCUCGGAGCUUGCCCCCCUUCAACGUGGACAUCGGCAGUACUUUCUCCGAGACCACCCUCGUGGACAGCCUCGCCCUGCUGUCGGAGACCGCGGCUGACGGGUCCAAGUUCGUUGCUAACUUGGAAGAGAUCUCGAAGGCCACUGCCGCUGGGGAGAACGGCGAAUCCGCUUUGCGGCGGCUGCUGAACCCGGCCGUGGUCGGUAUGCUCGAGCACGUUCACGAGACGACGAAGUGGUACAGCCACCUCCUCGGCACCCACAAGUUCUCGGAUAAGAAGCUGCAGAAUGCGAAGGUGGUGGCCCUCGCGGCGGAGGAGACCUGGCUGCUUCCGAAACCGAAGUCGGAGACCUUGGCUCAGGCCAUGGUGCGCGACAUCCAGUCCAAGACCUUCCAGAGCAACGCCGAGGUCGCGGAGCGCCUCGGGGCUCUCUGCGGGUCCGUGGUCGUCUCAGCGAAGGCCCCGGGCACGCACUUCUCCAUGCUGCACGAGCCCGGCGCCGUGGGGGUCGCGCUCACCCUCUGCGGCGCGCUCAAUGAUUUGGCAAACGCUGGCGGCGCGGCCUGAACGCCACGAGUCACCCCUCCCGAGAGCCAGCUCUGAGCCGACGCUUGACGCCUGCGCUUUGCAGCGACCUGUGCGUAGUAGCUGUUCUUCUUCCCCCCCUGAGCAGAUAUCAUUCUUACCGUAUGUGCCAAGCGUACCUCCUGCCUUUGCGGCGGCCUUCGGCCAACGGCUUCCGUCUGCCGCAGAACUCAGCCAAGGACCAGAACAGGGCCCGGCAGCCUCCUGCUUCCCACAGUCUCGGCCGUGAGGCUCGCGCGGCUCGAAGCCACGCUUGCCGUGCCGUGUUGUGCAUGGGCUGCCGUGCGUGCCGUGAUGUGCGACCGUUCGCAAGAUGCCAGUGCUUCUGUGAAUAUCCGAGUCUCAUGUCAUCCAUGGCUUCCAGCAUGCGCUGCACAGGGUCUUUCAGUAGGAUGCCGUUUCAAGUUGACGGAGAGGGCCACGGAUCCCAGCCUGGCUGGCCUGCGCCACACGCUCGUAGCACUCCGGCGAAUCUGCCCGUCUUCGAAGGCACAUGGCCUUCCUACUUCAUGAAUCGAUGAAGUUAGAGGUGGUUUUAGUUGUUAUUACUCGAACUCGAUGCGUUCCAUCUGACCCGAGGCGAGCCCCAAAAAAGAGCG